UGUAUUUCAGCUGCUCCAUAUAUAUUUUUAUUUUGCAUUUCCAGCAAGCAUUCAUAAAAAAGACAAAUUACUAAAAAUAUUAAAUAAAUAAUUCAGAAAUAGCAAGAGUUAAGGGGCAAGAAAGGGCAAUGAGGAAAAUGAUACCCUCUGAGAUCACUUUACUGUUGGCAUGCUCACACAGAAGCAGAUUAGACCCACCACAUAAGGUAGAAGAUGGGAAUAUUGUGGGAUUGUCAGCUAUUGACAGGUUUUUUCUGUCAAUUGCAAGUGAGGUUAAUGAUGGGGAGAAAGUAGAGUAUGUGUGGAAUGCACAUGGCAUUGUGAAAUAAAUAUGCCUGUUGCCUGUCAUGUUGAAAAACUCCAUUGUGUUGUUAAGUCAGGCCACUGAGCUUUGGCUUAGACAUGCAGGACCAAUUUUCUCAAGUAUCUUUCCAUGGUUAAGUUAGGGUUGAAUUUAAGCAUGAACUUUGGUUUGUCUAUAACCUAUCAUCAAUGCUCUUAAAGUAACUGCAAUGACAUCACUGUUUUUUGUUCCUGGCAACAGAAAUCACACGACUAAUUCCACUUCAUGUGAAGCAAUAGGCUAAUGAGGAGAUGUGUGAGCCAUGCACCCAAAUUAUUGCAGUAAUAAGUCCUGCUAUGCAAUCUUCUUCAUGAGAAAUAUUAUGCAGAACAUUAAGCUGCUGGUGAAGUCUUAUAUAUUUAUAUGUUUCCUUGCCUUGUCAAUAUGGAACAAAGAUUUUAAAGUGUGCACUUAAACAAUGACAUAAACUAGGAGCUUUAUUUAAAUCUGCUAGUCUUAUUUAGCUUUGAACAAUUUGCUUUCCCUCAACAACAAAGAUAUAGGUUUCAAACUGAGAAACAUAUUAUUCCAAUGCUUUUAUGUUUCAGCUGUGAUGUUUCAGCAUCAUAUAAGCAAAACAGCAAUCAUUAGGUUAGCCUCUAAGCUACUCAGACAAUAAAAUACAUUAUUUUAAAAAUUUGAAUCGGUAUCCAGGUCUCUUUCAAUUUAGCAUGCAGUCAGCUUACAGUUAAGGCUACAGAGAUGUUGUGGUGGUAAUGUAUUCUCUUUUGCUGUUGGUCAAUGCUGCCUUUUGGGCAAUGUAGCUGAUAUUCGUGGUGAAAUCUGAUUUGUUGCUAGCUAUUUUACUUUUGUAAUCAGCAACUUAAAUACAUUAGAGAACCUUUAAUACAAGCAUGAUUGAUAAGAACAAAUACAACUGAAGUCUUGUGACAUGUUAAUUACCCAACGGAUAGAUGCUGUGGAAUAAGGUUUUGCAGAUUAGAACACCAUUGUUCAUUUUUAACACUUACUGCUCAUCUGUAUUAUUUCUCUUUAAGGCAAACCAGUAUAAAAGAGAACUUUAAAGACCUGUAGUUUUAAUAAUAAGGCUGCUGACCUCCAUGAUGCAGGAAACAUUGCAAAUUCCUUCAAGAAGGAAAGUGGAUGGAAUCUUAGGUGAUAUCUCAAUGGUGAACUGAGACUUUGGCAAAUGUUGCAUUUGGUCACCAUAGUUUAACAGAAGCAAAACUGGAAAGGUUACUUUGAGGGAACACAGCUUCCAGAAUCUCCAAAUCAGCAUCACCAGUAACUAUGCAAGUUUGGGGGUUCUGGGAAACGUGCUUCUAAAAGUCAAUUUUCUUAGUGCUACAUAGAAUGUGGAAUUUCGAAUCAUAAAAAUUGUCAUGGAUAGUAAAAGAGAGAAGAGGUUAACAUGCCAACAUCUGUUAAAUGCAGGGGAACUGUUUGCCUCAGGUCAUCUUCUGUGUAUCUAUAUGAAGAAACAAGAGAGAGAAGACGACCUCAUCAGAUGGGCUGAUUUACUUGUCGUAUGCCACUUCUUCUCCCCUUUCUCCAUGGUGUAGUGAUGGAGACAGAGCUGAAAUUGGUCCUAGCUCAAAUUUCACUGUUUCCAUUGUCUCAUUUGAUGACCUUAAAAUCUCAGCUACGGACUUCAAUUUCCAAAAUAGAUGUGCAUUAUGAUUCUCAGCAAGACUGUUAUAAGAAUCUUCCAGAAUUUAUACACAGAAACAUUUAUGAAGAUGUUGCAAAUUGUAGUUGAUAAUCAAACACUUGAGCCUGUUUACAUAGGCAGCCUGAAAAAACAGGAUAUAAUAAUUUCCCCAAUAGUUGACUCUGACUUUUUUAUAAUUACAUCUAGAAAGUAUUGAAAAAGUAUUAUAUCUAGUCUGAUGCCAAAUAAUUGAAAGCCACCACUAAAAGAUAAAUUUAUUCUGACAACAUUAUCAGCAGUACAAAAAAAAUGGCACAAUUUUUUACCCCUGUAGAUUGUUAAUCAGUGAAACUGGGUUAAACAAUGCCUUGAGUUACACCUGUGGUGGACCUUUGUAAUCAGUAGGUAGCUGACUGCAAAAGUUAACACUGAUGAAGAAUAUUUUAAUGUCUCCUACACUUCCUAACAAACAGUGGCAUUAAAUUGGUACUUGGUGAAGACAUAACAUCCAUGUAUAGAAAUUUUGUAGAAUCUCAGUCCCUGCCAAUGCUCUCCAUUUUAGUUAAAAAGAACAUUCAAAAUACUUUAAGAAGUGUUAUGUUUCAUUUAUGACAUCACUGAUUUUUCUGAAACCUUCACUAAAGAAAUAUAAUUGAUGCCUGUCUUUUCAGUGAUGCAGUAUUUUCUGGUGAUGGUCUCCAAACUCUAUAAUACUUCUUCAGACAGUGUUAUGUUUAGUAGUAUGGAAACAGAAUGAUGUACUGAUUUGGUUUCUGGACUAAAACUCUGGAGACCAGGGCUUGAACUCCUUUUCAGCCAUAGAAACCCAAUGGGUGACUUUUGGUAGGUCACAUACUCUCUGACUCAGAAACACAUAUGAUAAGUUUUUCUUAGGGUUACCAUAAGUUGGAAACAACUUGAAACCAGACAACACAUAAUGUUUAAUAGACCAGCACUGUGAAAAAAUGAAAUGAAAUUUGUCAUGGAAAGCAUUCCAGAAAUACAUGGCCAGUAAUCUGUAGUUGAAAACUGCUAGUGCAACCAGAUAUAAUAUGCGGAGUUGAACAAUAGCAACACAAGGAGGAAUAAAAGGUUUCUUUACACAAGCAGAAAGGAAGCAAUGAAAGUGAUGGCUACACAAGGAAGCUUCAUGCUUCCCUCCAAAGGUCAACUUUGAACACCUGUUUACUUAGCCCAUGUAACCAAGGCAUUAUGAGAUCACUCCUUUGAAAUACCCAUUCUGCAAGAAGGAUUUUCAAAUGCCUCUCACGUGAUCUCUAGGCUACAAGUAGCCUUCAAAGAAAAACAUUAAAGAAUUAAAUGGAUUGGAACCAGCUUGUUCAACCUCACACACCUUUUUUUCUCAGUGUAACUUUGCAUUGCCACAUCCUGAUGCCUUCUGCAGCCCACAUAUUGCUCUAAGAGAGCAUAUGGGAUCCUGGCCCACUUUUUACUUUUCAUUCAUUGUAUUCAGAGCCAUUGCUCUGCUUCCCAGUUGGCCAGUUUGGGUGAACUGGCUUCUGAGCAUUUCUGGGGCAACUGUUAUUCCUCACAUCAUUACACCUUCUUUUCUACUUUUUUGAGUAUGGAGGUUGUUGUCAUAAUUACCUCAUGUGCCAACAGAUCCCAUCUUCCAUCUGCAGAAUGAAGAGACAGAGAGAAAUGUGUGGGAGUAAGAAGGGAGGAAUAAGGGUGUAAUCUUUGCUAAUUUCAGUCCCUAAGAAUUAUCAAAUUUCUCCCAAUUUUUAAGAAAGUUUUUGAGAACUGCACAGUAUGUUUAGACUAUUCACAGUUGAAGAUAUAAUUCUUAACUAAAACAUAGUUAAUUUAAAUUUGUUCCCUCCCUCUCUCUGUGUGUGAAUUCUGUGAAAAAUAUGUCUUAAACUGUAAAGAUCCUUAUCAGUUGCUGAUUCUCUUCACUGGGGUUGACUGGUACUUAAGAAACACUAUUUUGACAAUUUCUGGUCACAUACUUUCAAAUAUAUUUUCAAAAUCUUCGAGGAGGUCUACACAGUCAAUAAACAAAGCCUUCCUUGCAGCUUUGAAGGGAUAUCUAAGAAAUAAAAAAAACAUGGAGAGGAGGGUAAGGGCAAAUGGAUAACAUGAAAUGUUUAUCGGAGGACAACUUUUGUCUCCAGAUCUGUCAGUUGUUACUCUUGACCACUGAAAUAUAUUUUAACUGAUUAAUAGCUAUAAUACUAUACAAAGAAUAAACUAUAUAGCACUUUGCUUUUUACCAAGGUAGAAUAUUCUAGGAUUUUUCUAUUUUUAAAAAUGUCAUUUAGUUGUUGUAAUAAGAGAUUUAUGACAUGUGUCUUUUAUCAUCCUGUUAUAUAACAGGCACUUUGAACAGAUAUAGAAUCAAGCUAAAUGGCAGUGAAAGCUUAUGCCAAAUAUGAAAUGAAGCCUAUAUAGGAGCAUUUGAAGCUGUGAUUUGAGGUUUUGCUAUCAGCAAGGAAUGCAGAUUAGCUAGUCAUUUAAUUUGAGAAAUGCCCAUUUGAUAUAAAAUAUAUAUUUCUGAAUUGAAUUAAAUAUAUGAUAUAUAGCGACUGGACUUCUCUUCAAAUUGUGUUUAAUAUAGUAGUAAAGAUAGGCCAUUCUAGGAUAAUAAUUCCCUUUCUCACUUGGACAUCUAGCUAGCUUCAUGAAACCCAUUGGACAUUUAAGGAUUUCCCCCCAUUGCCUUACUUUCAUAUCCCCAAUCCCAUCCCUUUUGAUUCAAAAGUCUUCAUUUUAUCUAGAAACACUGGUAUAAACAGUGGAAGUGCUUGGUUUCCAUGUCUGAGUGUUCAGUUCCUUCCGUGUUGUAUUCCAAGCUUUAAUGGAAGUAUUCAAUGUGCUGAUACCCAUCUUGGAUAGCUCACUUAAAAUUAGUAAAAAACCCAUAGUGGAUUCAAUGACAUGGAACCUACCAGCUGCCAAUGUUAAGACCACAGAACAAAUUGCAUUUGCGCCUCUUGUUGACACACUUCUUUCUUGAAAUGGAGAUGGGACUGUCACACCUCUUAUCAUGACAUCAGGAGUUCUGGGCUCAGUCAUUCCUCAGUUUCCUCCCUAAUUUGGUCAAGAUUCAUACUCUGUCACUAUUCAGCUGGUACGUCCUGAGAUCUCAAUGCAUAUUGCAAUACUCCUGCCUAGUCAAGGAUCCAAUUGAAUACAUUCACUUGUGGGAGAAGCCAUGCUAGCUACUCCAGGGAGAAAUAAAUUUCCUAUCUCUAUCUGCAUUGGAAGGCUGAGAUUCUGAGCAGAGGUUGACUGGUGUGGAUUAUUAGGGACAGGAGACAAGGAUGUGUUGUUGCAGACCUAGGGUGGUUGUCUAAGGAAGAGAACUGGCUGCCUCUUAGAAGCAGUGAUGGAGCUUUUCCUACCAGUAAAUUUGCAAUGGGAUCUUGGCCCUGCCAUCCAGAAACCCUCCCACAUUUGUUUGUUUGUUACUUACCAGUGAUCAAGCAGGUUUUGUUUCUGUGGCUAAUGUCCUUCAAGAGAGCACAGAGAAUGCAGCCCUAGCUAGAACAGAAGUGAGUAGGCACAAGAAUGUGUAUGAUACUCAUUGUUGAGAAAACUAUUUAUGCUUGUUAUGUGUUGAUAGUUUAUUUUAAGUGCAAAACUGUUAUGCAGUCUGUUUGGCACUUGCAAGACUAUGCUAAUUUUUUCUCUCCUACUUUCAGCUGUUAGACAAAAUGACCUUGCUGUAAAGUUAAUAAAAAUUUCAAAAAGUGUGCUUUAACAUGUUAGAAUUAUUUUUUGCAGAUGUAGAAACCAUAGAUGCACACACACACACACACACACACACACACACACACACACACACACACACACAUCCAAAUUCUCUAAUGUGAUUUCAUGUAUUAAGCCUGUAAACCCUAGAAUCUAUAGUAGGAAGAUGCCAAAAAUUCUACUAAAAAUUAAUAUUUAACUUAGGAAACAUAUCAAUUACACCAGAUAGAAUAAUCCUGAGAAGAGUGUUUGAGUUAUAGAAAUACAAAUAUCCCCAUCAUACACUAUCUAACAUUUUGACCCCAGUUUGUGACUGAACACAUGUGAGAGAACUUCUUUAUGUCAUUCUUACUGCAAGCAUUUACUUGUUCAGUGUUAACAGUCAAAGUUCUUAAAUGGUGGCAUGUUUUCUAGGAAAAACGUAGCCACUUUUGCAAUUUUUCCAUUACAAAUUAAAGCUCUUCCUUACAAUACUAGGAUGUCAUUAUGUGAAUCUGAAUUGUAUAAAAGGAAUUUCAGAAUGUAGGAAAUCAGGGGGACUCAAAUUGCAGUCCUCUGCGAAAAACAGUUUCUUCAAGUAAUGAUUUGGAGUUUGAACUCCAAGGGAACAAGGGAACUAUUUUGAUUAUCUCAGCAUUAUAGUGGGGGAAAUGUCAGCUAAAUAAUUACUAAAUAGCCAUAAUGUGGCUAUAACUCACACCUAUAUAUAAUGCAUUAGAGUGAGAGAACGAGAAAGCAAGAGACUCAUAACAAAUUCAGAAUUUGAGAAAUUGUCUCCUUUUAUCCAGGUCCAGUACACCAUCCAUUUAGGCACACUGGAUGCAGGAUUGAGCGUGAAUUCAUUUCUGAUAAUUCAUUGCUAAUAACGUACAAAUGCUUAAAAGAACUAGGUGCUUACUCCUUUUGUGGAUUAAUUCUGCCCACAUUAUGAAGUUACAUGUAACUUCUUCAUUUUUAUGGCCUCAUCCAUCUUACCUUUGCCAGUGGGCUAUUAACAAAGGAAUAGAUAGGUAGGAUUCUUGCUUUGCUAAAAUACUGAAAAGAACAUGCUCUUAAAUGUUGCAUUCCGCUUAAGGGUAAAAAGUCUAUAUGUGUAUUAGGAGGGUCUGGGGUGAUUUGUAUUCAUGACGGCUGUGAUAGCACUGAUACCAGCCAGUGGUUUCUAUUUAUACUUUUUCAUACAAUGUCCAGGAAAAUUUGAAAUACUGUACUGACACAGUAUUAGAAUUAAGGGAUAAUAAAAUGCCAUUUCAUUGAAACAUUUGCACUUGUAGAAGGAAUGUGUAGGUGUAUAUGCAUGCACACUUUCAAGUUGUCUGUUAACUUAUGUUGGCCCCAUGAAUUUUGUUAGGGUUUUCUUAGGAAAACAAUAUCAGAGAUGGUUUUGCCAGCUCCUUCCUCUGAAAUAUAGCCUACGGCAUACCUGUGUGAAUGGCCACCAGAGAAAAGGGGUCAUGAGAAAUUUAGCUUUGAGGCAGAGUACAUUCAUCACAGAGUGAAAAUCUUUCUGCAACCAAAGUUUAGGUAGCAGGGGCUCAAAAGACCAAGGUCUUUGGAGAACAUGCAUAAUUAGAUUAAACACAGUCUUGUGCAUUUGUAUGGAAUCACUAUCCGUUUUGUUUGUUUCAUUGGUUUUGCCCCAUUUUCAAUUUGUUUGCUGCUUCUGAAAAUAGGGCACCUAUCGGAAUGGGAGUUUUGUCCCGCAUCUGAAAGAACAAAAAUUUUCGGACCAUUGGCGCCAAUGGGAAGGCUUCCAAGGUUCACCCUCUCCUCAGUUUUAGGGCUAGAGGGAUGAAAAUUGCCAUACAUGGAUGGCAUAUCAACCCCUUUUAGCCCAUGAACUUUUAAAAAGUUUUCUAAAUGGAGAAGGUAGAAGCCCAACAAUUUCUUUCCACUGAAAAAUAUUUGUUUUUUAAAAACCCAAUACUACCCACAGGGAGAAAAAGAAUUGAGAAUAAAAGAUUUAAAGAUCUAAAAAUAUUACAAUACAGCAAAUAGAAGCUACAGAGAUCCCCUUCUUGCCCUCACCCCUGAAGCCCUGCAUGUGUUCCCCAACCAAACUCACCCUACCCCACCCCUUCAAAAUCCCAGCCCCCUUCCCUUCAAAGAAAGAAUAAAAAAUAGAAGCCAAGCAGCCAAGGUUGGGAAAAAAUAAAAUACAAGCAAAUCUCUUUCCCCUGGCAGCAAGGCAAGGAAGGAAGGCAAGGCAGGAAGCAAGGCAACAAGGCAGCAAGCAAGCACACUAGCACAGAGAGGCUGAGUGAGCUGAGCUAACAGCAGCAAGCCAGCCAGGCAGCCAGCCAGCAUCAGCAAAGGACGCACCCACAAUGGGAAGUUUGGGGGUGAGCACUCCACUAAAUACCCUGGCAAUGUCACAGUUUCCUUGUCUUCUGAUUGGCCAAAAGCUCUAAACAUCUCCUCCUCCUCUGACGCAUGCGGAAGAACUCCCUGGGCCGUGUGAGGAAAGUCAUGCGGCUUGAAAACCAAACAAAGAAAUGGAAACCGUGCAACUUUCACUUUCUUUUCACCUUUUGUUUCAUCUGAAAAUGGGGUCUUUCAUUUUGUUCCAUCCAAAUGGAUGGUAUGAAACAAUUACCCAAAUAAAACAAUGGAACAAAUACUGCAUACACCUCUGUUAGGCAGCACUGGGCAAAAUUAGUUGACUCAAUGUGAAGUAGCUUCCCAUGUUCAGGAUCUUAUCUAGAAAAGGAGGUGCCAGCCUUACAGCAUUAUAUCUUUAGCUGCAGAAGGAGACAAGUAUAAAGAAAUGUGGCAACACCUUGCAGUCUUUCUUAAAUCCAAGGCGUGCAACCUUCUCCAGCUCUAAGAGAGAUAUAUAUGAGAGCCUUUUCUGGGAUGAAGGGGCACAUCUCUUGCACUGGGAAAGGAAUAUUUCCUUAGUUCCAUUUCUUUGCUCUCUAUCCCAUCAGCAGGACUUUGCUAAGAGGAAUUAAAUUAAUCAAACAGCUUGGUAAAUAUUUGGGAGAGCAAGUCAUCUUAUGCAGCGGUCAUUUUGCUACUUCAGGAUUCAUUUGUAAAUUUGUUCUUUGAGACUCAUUUGUCAAAUGAUUCUAACUCUGAUAGAUUCAAGGUCAUGAAGCAGCAGCAGUUUAAAUAAAAGGGGGUUACAUGGUGAGGAGGAAGCAGAAAUUCAAUCAGAAAAGGGAUUUUUAAACUUCAUAUUUUUGUUAGCCUUUCAAAGUUAAAGACCUGGAGGGACGAUGGCGGGGAGUCUGCCUGAAUUAAGAUAUAAUAGAGACAAGCAGCUGGAGUAUUUGAGCCUAUUGUCAGGGCACAUUCACAAUUUUUUCUUUUAAAAAUUAGGUACUGUUCCAUUAUCCAGGUGAGGCCAAAAGGGGGUGCUAGAGAGAGAAAGAUAGUCCAUUUUAUGGGGGUGGAGGGUGGGUUGAAGGAGGAAAACCAUUUCCCCCUGUUUUCCUAUUAUUUCCCCCACUCAUGUCCCUAUCGUGGAAACAACCCUCAUUUAUGACAUGGGAAGUGGGGAGGGGGGAUAACCAGUCAAAACGGGGGUGGUGGUGGUUUUCCUCCUUCAAAUCCCCUCUGUAAAACAGACCAUCUUUCUCUCUCUAGCACCCCCUUGUGGCCUCUGCCUGAAUAAUGGAACAGUACCAAAAAUUAAAAUGGAAGUCAUUUCUAGAACUAUGUCCACUUAUUCUGAACAUGUAUAGGAUUUUGCUUCAUUAAAAUAAAGCUACUCUGGGGAACUGGGCAAUAGGGCACACACUCCAAGUGAGGUGAGUGUCCCCAUGUAAGAUUAACAGAUAGUGUCUCAGAACUGGGACUCUGAAGGGUAGAACAGAUCCAUUAUUGGGAAGCUAAUCUCAGGUCACCUCCAGGAGGGAAGUCCCACAGGAAUAAACAGGUUAUCUGAACUAUUUUGUUCUUUUUUUUAAAUGAGAGAUAUGGGUCCCAUUAAUCUAACUUUCCAUUAUUCCUACAAUAAAAAUGAUGGAUUACUGGAAUACCAUAGAAGAUAAACAUUUGUACAAAGGGAGUAGUGGUUGUUUUUUGCAGUGAAGGCUGGAGCUGACUUUACCUUCUGCAAUCUUCAGGGAGUUCUACUCUCCCAAAAUGCUUUUUUUUCAAAUCAGCUUUUUCUGUGAAGGUGAGUUAUUCUAUUUAUUUAUUUAUUUAUUUUAAAAAUAGGAAUUUACUGCCGUUUUACUGUAGGGACUUCAUUAAGACAUUUCACAGGAUUGGUUAAGUCAUUAGUGGAGCUCUGGAGCCUUUGCACACAGAGAUCAAUACUUUGAAAUUUUAGAAGGAACUGUGAAUCUCUGGUACUAACUUUCAGCCACCCUCUCCAGGUCUCCACAUGGGUAUGGGAGUCAAUAAGUAAUUAAAUAAGUGCAUGACUAAGGCCUUUGUAUAUAUCAUAACACACCUUAAUAGCUACUUGUAUUAAUAGCUUUGACAUUUAACCAUAGUAUAAACAUCUACUCCCCCCCCCCUUAUUUCCCAAAGGAAAAGUUGCUGGGAGUGGAUGGCAUGGUUUGACUCUACUAGGCUGUUGUUGCUGUCCUGGGACAUUUCUCUUGGAAGACCUUUACAUUUUAACAUAAAUACUUAAAGACUUACAUUUCAAAUGUUGACUUUCAUAUAACCUUUAUGAAUAUAAAUAUGUACUCAUAAAUUCAAUACAAAGGAGGAGAAAUUGGAAGUGAAAGGUCCACUGUAUUCUUAAUGAGAAAAGGAAAAUGGGAGGCAAGUAAAUGACCUUGUUCUCCUUUUGCUAAAAGUCCAUGGUAUUUUUUUUUAAAAGGAAGUCGAGAUAUAUCUCCAAACCGCAUGGUAAACUGUUGGGUGACAAGAACAGCAUUCAAUUUAAGGAAAUGCUUCUCAACCCUUGGUCCACCAGAUGUUAUGGACUACAACUUCCAAAAAUCCCAGCCAGCUUGCCAGGAAUUGUGGAAGCUGAAAUUCAAAACAUCUGGAGGACCAAAGGUUUGGUUUCAGGUAUAUAGCAAGACCUAUAGAAAUCAGCAUUACAUGAAUAACCAGCUGUUAACAUUUCCCUUCCUAUAGUUUUCCUUUCUUCUAUUUCAGCGAAUAGUGAUACAUUUUGAUGAUUAGAGAUCUCAAUAUUCAGACGCUUAUCUGUUUAUGUGCAAUGUGUUUUUCAUAGGUCUGUGGUGACUGUAUUGUUCCUAAUCUCUCAUCAGUUUAUUUAAUUUAUUAUAUGCCGCCUUUCCUCCAGAGACAAUUUCCCAAAACCAACCACUUCAAAAUAGAUUUCCACCAUAAUGUAGGACGCACACGAAUAUAUUGUUGCUGCAAAAAACUUUUCCUGCUCACUAGCUAGAAGCUAUUGUGAAAUUUGAAGCUAAGUUCAGGAAGGAACAAACUUAGAAAGGAACAGGAAAAAGAUGGGUGUUACAUAUACCAUUAGAUAAAGGAACAAGGACAUGAAAGGUUUUCUAUAAGUUUUCUUUCGGUCUUGCUUGGUAAUGGAUUGCAAGACUGAAAUACACUGAAAAUUGUUAAUUUUAAUACUGCUUUCUCUAUUUGUCCUGUUCUGUAGAUUUCUCCAUUUGCUUGAUGCAUUUAUGUUAGAUAUUUAGAUUUUAAGGACUGAAUUGUCUGUGCCCAUGUGAUCUAUGGAAAGUGCCCUUUGCAUCCUUCAGACAUGUGAAUGUUCAAGAUGAAGUGCACAGUUUCUUGCAAGAAGGCUUGACAGAUACGAAAAAGCCAAGUCAAUGAAAUUUAGGAUUCAGAGGAACUCAGUGUGAUUGAAACAUAGAUUAUUCACAUUCUGACCAAAUAACACAUGCUAACCAACAUAGUCAAUAAAAAUGAAUGCUACUUUAAAGCAUUUGAUUACAUAUCACUAGUUUUUUGUGAUAUUUUUAAAACUUAGAAUCUGAUUUUGUGAGGAUUGCUCCCUUGCAUCUCUGUUAAAAGUUCCACAAAAGAAACAGUAGGUAGAACCUUGGUAAAGAUGUCAUGUUUCCACGCCCCUUUCCUUUCCCUUCCUUCCUUCAUGUUUGUGGACAAUAACUUCUGGUAUUUUCUUAUUAGAAGGAACUGUUUCAUCUAUUCAAAUGUCGUAUACACUUAAGGCUUAUUUAAGAGUAUACAUGUAAGGCUGUUCCUGUUGAUCACAUAGUCAAUGUUAAGUAAUCCUACAUAUGAGGGUAUUCAGAUGACCAUACAGAAGGCAAGGAAGAGGAAUGCUAUAUGUGAGUGAGAGGGUGUUUCUGAUCAUGCAGAGUGCAAUCUAAACUUGUACAUUCAAAUCCAGAGCUCGAACAAGUUCCUGUUUUUGAAUGCAACUUUUGAAAUCCCUAGUCAACCUGUCCAGUGGCUGUGCCACUGGCAGUUGUAAUUCAAGAAGCAACAUGCAUGACUACAGUCACACACCGCCAUCUCUUGAAGGCGCUUAAGGAAUUUCAAAAAUUAUUAUAACUAGCACAGAUCUAGAAUUUUACAUAAUCAAGAAUCCAUUGUUUUGGUUCUAAAAAAUAAAUAUAUGGAUGUUGUAUAAGAAAACUUCGAUUUGGUGUUGCUGCAUAUGCCCUUGUAGCAAGUUUAAUACUGUAUUCUUAUCAUUUGUGGAAAAAAUCUCAAUAAUUAUUUUUCAAUCGAAGUAAUAUUAUUUCAGUCCAGGUAAUAUAAUCUUUUAGUCCAAAACAGUCUAAGAAAUCAUUGGAAAGGAAUAUUUUUAAACAAGUUUUGACACUUUUCUCCUUGAAAUGAUUAAAGCCUGGUUUUGCCUAGGCUAGGAAAUACCAUUAAAUCUUUCAUUUCUAUCUAUCUUUCUGUGAGAAAACAUGAGUGUAUUUUACUUUGUCAUUUUAGGAUAGCAACAUUGUCUGUCAUUUCUUCAGGGGAAAAAAUAACAAUUGUAAAUGGCUUGGGUUACAAAUCAAAAUAUUAUUAACUUUGCCAGAAGCAACUUCUAAAAGCCACUGUUUGUAUUUUGAGCAUAUCACCUACCUUUGAAAAUGUCACUGUACAGUGCUGGAAAUGCUGGUGAUUGAACUUUGGACCUAAAUGAAUACUCAACAUAGAUAUUUUUGAAAGAUGUUGAAGGAAGUGCAAAAUAAUGCACUGCUGAAUAUAAAUUCAAGUUCCUAUUGUUGACUGUAGGACUGAAGUGGAGAAAUAACACAAGGUUUUGAUCGCAGAGUAAAUGUACAAAUAAAAAGUAAUGUUUUGCUAAAUGAUUUUUUAACACAAUGGUCCAAGGAUCUCUAGAAUCGAAGAAAUAAAGCCAGCAUCAUAGAUGUGUAUGCCUGAUUUUAAUCAAAUUAAUCUUAGUCUAAAUUAUCAUGUGUACUUUGUGUACCAGUUAAAAGCAUGUAGCUUGGCAAGUUUGCUUAUUUUAAAUGAUCUUUACAAGCAUAGGAAGUACACCAAGAUUUAUUUAGUUCUCACAUUUAUAUCCCGCCCUUCUCACCCAAAGGGACUCAGGGCGACUUACAAUAAUGGCAACAAUUCGAUGCCCAUACAAAUCAAUAUAAAACAGUGCAUAAAACAGUUAAAAGACACACUUGAGUGAACUUAACUCUUAAUGGAAUGAAGUGUGUUUAAGAAUCACUCAUUUUUUGAUGGAUUAUUGCUUUACCUUUUCCGGUGAGCUGAAAAUGGUGCCAAGUGUGUAUAUUCCAUAUCUGAUUUUAAACUACCCCUUGAGGUUUCCAAGAAGACUGCCAUUGUGCAUGUGCUAAACUGGUAUAAUUCAGAUUCUCAUCCCUUCAAGAAAAUUUCCACUAAACUUUUGUGGUAGUUAUAUUCUAGUUUUAUUUCGUGUAAUUUGACAUUAUCAUAAUACACCCCCCCCCCCACCUCCCAAAGGCAUUGACUUCAAGAGUUUGGGACUUCAACAGAUUUUAUGUCACCACUAAGCAGAAAUAGCAAUACCUAUUUAUAAUUCAAUUUUCUGCUCCAUAAUCUAUCAUUCUAAAUGCCACACAAUCAGUAAUUGGGUAGGAUUUUUUUGCUUAAUGAUCCAAAACGAGCUGUUAUUUGUUUUAAGCUAUUAGCUCCAGAAUAUCAUUAAAAGAAAAGUUUAUUUAUUUGGAUGAUUGAUUAAUUAUAGCUGACUAAUUAAAAUGAUUUAGAUUUCAUAUCUUUUGUCAAGGAUAUCUCUAUUAUCCAUCAAUCUAAUAUCUAUACAUUUGUACAUAUUUGCAAGGAAUUCAGCAGUCAUCUGUUUUUUCUCUUUGGGCAUAUAUUUGCAGUACUGUGGAUCUAUAUUAAUGGUCACAAUGGUUAGAGCUUUAUGCAUUUAAUUAGUAUAUUGGCAAAUGGCUGUGGAGAAAUACAUGGCUGACUCUGGAAAGUGUUAUUAAUAGUUCUUUCAGCACAUUCCCCUCAUCCUCAAUAAGGAAAUGUGAGAAACUCCCUCUCCCAAAUUUUCAAUUUCACAAUCUCCCAUUAUUGAAUGUUAAUGUAAAUUUUGCUCAGUACUUUAUUUAUGUUGCUCACAACAUUAUAUUAUUAUAUGCAUCUAUUUAUCUAUAGUUAUAUCUUGAUUUUCCUUUAAAGAACUCACUAGAGUUGUGUGCACAAACUGUUUCUCUCCAUUUCAUCCGUUCUUUCAUUAUUUUCAUUCUUUCAGGAGCAUGUAACAAGAAGGUCCCUCCCCCUAUGAGAAUCAGCUUGACAUGAAAGAAAAAGGAAGCCUCCUUUCUGGCAUCACAGUUUAAUCUUUUCUAUUAAUUCCCCAACAAACAAAAAGAAAAACCCCAUUCUAUGAAAACUACUACCAGUUGCCUCUCCUCUUCCAGGAGGUCAUUGCUUUUCCUUAUCUGGAAGUGGGAAGCCUCCUUGAAAAGCCUUGGAAGAGUGUGUGGUUGCUGGUGUGCACAUGCACCUGCUUGCAGCUGAGCACCUUCUCUAAAGUAAGAAACAGCUUUAAGAACUUACUUGCCUCCUUUAAAUGCCUUGGAAUGGAAAGUGUGCAUGGCAGCUGGCAUGCACUUAUCUCCUCUAAAGUAAGAAACAGCUUUGAAAACUUGCUUGCCUCCUCUCCUUUAAAUGCUUUGGAAAGAGAGUGCAUGUGGAGUGCAGGCCCGGGAGAUAAAGCGUGGCACCUGCCUACAGCCGAGCGCCUCCCCUUCUAGAGUAGAACAGUUUAAAUGCCUAAAAGGAUGGGAAGGGGAGCCUGGGGAGCCUGGGAACCCCCCCCCCCCCAUAAUCGGCCAAUAGAAAAUAGAUCUUUCAGCUUCCAAACAGAUAUCUGCUCUCCAGAUUUCGGGAGGCUCCCAAAAAUUGAUCAAGGCCCCCGCUGAAAGCCGGGACACAAAACAGGUCAAGGUUUACUCUGAAUGCAUAAGCCUAGAACUCACUGUAUGGCACAUGAACCUUUGGGUUUAUCUUCACCACAUGGGUAAGGCCACCCAGUCAUGGUUGUGGCUGAAUGGGGCAUUUAAAUGUGAGUCUCCCAGGUAGAUAUCCCCUAUUUCUAAUUAAUUUUUUAAAUGAGAGGUUAUCAGAUCAAGUACAAAGCAAUCAGAAUAGAAAAGAAGACAGGAAAGGGCUAUAAUGAUCAGAUCUUACAAGUAUUAAUGUACAUUUAAUGGCACUAUAUAAAUAAAUGAUAAUGAUAAUUAAUAACUGAGAUACUGGUAUUAAAGGUAUUUCUCCAAAGUGAUACAUUGCCUAGCCAGUGCCAGUUCCUUGGUUUUUACCUGUAUGUUGUAUUAUCUGCUAUCUCGUAUGCCUUAUCAUAGAAGAAAGAUAUGAACGUUAAUAGACAAGAGCUGGUGUGUUUAGUUAAUUGUUAAUAAGCUUGGAUAAUAUCAUUUAGCAACACUUACAUUGGAACGAGGGAAAGUUGAUUCUCAUGUUUAUGAUAAAUUGCUCUUUAUAUAUAAAUUAGAUUCUUGCACCAGAAUGAAGUUGAAAAGUGCCAUCCUUACUUGUGUGUGUGCGUGCACACCUUCAAGUUGGCUGUUGACUUAUAGUGACCCCAUGUAUUUCUUUACCCCAUCCCAUAAAUCUUUUGAGAUUUGGUGAGAAGAAAAAUAGCUGCAUGAAGUUUUGAAAGCCCGAUUUAAGAUUCACUCCCUUGCUUCCCCUUUCUUCCUGCUUUAUAGGCUCAUCGCUUGAUCUCCCUUUUCUGAAGUUGUCCAGAUUAUAGAGACAAAAGGAAAAGUCUGAUUUCAGGAAUAGGGAACCUUUAUUAUUUGUAGAGAUGGGGCUACUGAGAAGGUUAACUUUAAAUACCAUUAAGAUAUUUCUUCCCAUCAGAGCUACUCUUGAGUAAGUGACUUGAGUCUUGCAACUGAAGCAUUGUAAUUUCAGAAUCCUUUAGAAAAACCAAUAAGUAGGUUUUCAAAAAUCCAAAAGAACUAGGCUUUGGGUGAAAAAUAAAGGGAAAUGUGACUCCUUUUCAGUCUUUAGGAAUCUAUCCCAUUUAAUUAACAUAUAAAAAUUAACUUGUCUGGACUUGUUAAUGCUCAAAUCCCAACUUAAACUCAAUUGCUUUAGUUAAAAAUAAUGUAAAAUUAUCCUUUUGUGUUAAAACAUAUCUAAUUUAAUCAAUACAUUAAUUAAUUUUAAGUUUCUUUCUGUUACAAUCACAGAGGUUAACUUUUAUCUGAUCAAAAUGAAAUAUUCAUUACUCGUGCUUUUCUUCUAUAAUUGAGUUUUCUAGCCUUUCUUUUGUGUAGCUGCCCUCACUUUGUACCUGCGAUUUUUUAUAAAAAGGCCAUGCACUUAGGUUUGAGGUAUCAUUUUUAUCAAGUGGCUCAGCAGUUGUGUCCAAUCACUGGAUAUACUGAAGGAUUUGAAUUCUUUUUUUCCUUCCAUCAUCAACAAAUCACAUCAGUUAGCAUUAUCCGGUGAGAUAUAACGGUUUGAGCAUUCAGCCGUGAAGAAUGGAGUCUGAGUACUUGCUUGGCCAUGAAAACACACUGGAUGUCCUUAGAAAAGCCUUAAACUCUCAGCCCCAGACAAACCUGAGUUUACCUUAUGGUUAUCAUAAAUUGGUAAUGACUUGAGGGCACACAAUAGCAGCAGCAAUAACAAUUCAGUCCUGCAGCUGAAUUUGAUACCUUUAAUUUAUUUACACAAUUUAUCUCUCACUGUUGAGGGCCUUUGAUGUGAUUGUCAUUUACUUUGUGUUCCCAUCAUCAUCAUCAUCAGUGUGUAUAUCCUGCCUUCUCCUCAAUGAGAGUCAAGGGAUUGCAAUAUUGUUUUUACAAUACAGAUUAAAAACUAUAGAAAACCCUACACUGCAAAUAUAAAUAUAGAAACCAUAUAAAAGUCAAUGUAUAAACAAUGUAUAAAGUUAAAACCAAUGUGAAAUGGCUGUGUAAACACUAUAAAUAAAGUACAGCAUAUCAGGAAAAGUCAAUCCUAUAUAUUGUCUAAAAACCUGAGGUCACAAGAGUGCUUUGAGUAGCCGACUGAAAGAGAGCAAGGAGGAAGCCAUCCUGGCCUCUGUAGGGAUGGAUUUCCAGUGAUAAGACCCUCUCCCUUGUUCCUGGCAAAUGAACCUGAGAAAGCGGUGAGACAGAGAGAAGGACCUCUCCUGAAGAGCCUAGAGCUCUAGUGGGUUCAUAAAGGGAGAUACAUUCCCAAUAUAUCUUAGAUUAUAUUAUUUCUGUCUUUAGGUAUAAUAGAUUCCUUAUUUCUCUUGAAAUAGCUUCCUAUUGAAUAUGGCAAUUCAUUUUCUUUUGAAAUCAUUAUCUUUGAACUUGUCUAGUACUUUCUGAGCCACCUACCUCACUCCCCAGAUAUUCAUUUAUUUAUUCAGUUUAUAGUCCAUCUUGCUUUGGCCAUGGAACCUAAAUUUAAAGAAAGUAGAGUUUACAUAUUUUUAAAAUCCUUUUAAAAACAUUAAAUAAUCUCAAAUAUAGUAAAGGAGAUAAAAGCACAACACACAUGUCUGCCACAACCAUUUAACAGCCAAAGUCCUUUUUCAAUUAAAAAUGUGUUUCUUGAUAAAAGAGAGAGAGGGGGAGAGAGAGAGCAUAGAAGGGACCAAAUGAAUCCCUUUUGGAAAAGAAUGCCACAGAGAGUGUGAUGUCUGUGAUAGUGGUCAUACUCAGAGAAAGCCUUCAUCUAAGUAUCCAAAAACUCUGGCGGACUCAUAGAUUUAAGUCUGGUCCUAAGUAUCAUAGGGUUUAAUUGAACAUAAUAACAAUUUAGAAUUAUGCUUAGAAAUUACAUCAAGGGAAUUAUGACUAGUCUUGGUCAGAUGUCUGGCUGCAGCAUUUUGGGCCCACUGAAGAUUACAUUUUCUAAAAUCAGCCCCUCAUAGAGUGUGUUAUAGUAAUUUAAAAAACAUGUAACCAAGGCAUGUGUCGCUGUAGCCAAAUCUGACAUCUCAGUGCAACUAAUGCAUUUAUUUCAGAUGUGCAAUUGCACUUACUGCCCACCAUGGAAACAUGUGGUGCAAAUCUGUGUCUUCAGAGGGAAUAUAACUCCACCCAGCAUAGGCUGAAUCGCUAUUCCCUGAUUUGCCCUUUAACUCUCUUGUCUUGGGACCACAUCAGAAGGGGAGGGGGAAAGUGGAGGGAGCCACUCCCCUCCAUUCCCUACCAUUUUGCCCUGUCUUCUGAGAUGGCCCCCAUCCUAUGUUGUUUCCCACCCUUUCACCACCUCCUUUUCCUGUUCUCCAAUUAGAAGUUGGUUGUUACUUCUCAAAAGGCACUUUGGGCUCCAUUUCUCUAUGCUGCUGAAGUAGUCCUGCCGGAAGUUGCCUUUCAUCAUGUGAUGGACUCCAUGGAACUCUGUUUCAUCAGCGUAGAGAAAAGGGGAGCAGAUGCAGAGAAGACUGUGCCUGAUGAGGUCAUGGAUGAAGCUUCAGUUCAUUCUUAUUCAUACCAAGCAUACAUUGGUUUAGUACUAAAAUUAGGUAGAAUUUAUCCAUUCCAGAAACCUAUUCCAGUUUUCACUUAUUUGUGGUGUAAUGUGUAAAAUAAUAGGGAAAACAAACCCUAAGUAGAUCCCACAUGCAAAGAAUCAAUUAGGUGUUUCAUAGCAUCACAUUCUUAGUUCGCCCUUCCAAGAAGGAACAGAAUCAAUAUAAAACAGUACUCUCAAGCUCAAGCCUAUAAUCAAUGGUACUGAAAGCCAUGGUGAGUUCCAGCAGAACCAACAGAAACACAUUUUCCCGGUCCAGUUCCCAGCAUAGGCCAUCCCCUAAGGCAAUGGUUCUCAACCUAUGGGUCUCCAGAUGUUUUGGCCUUUGACUCCCAGAAAUCCUAACAGCUGGUAAACUGGCUGGGAUUUCUGGGAGUUGUAGGCCAAAACACCUGGGGACCCACAGGUUGAGUACCACUGCACUAAGGUAACCAAAGCUAUCUCAUUUCCAUAGUCAUGCCUAAAGCAAAACUCACAUAAUUAUCUAGAUGUAGAUAAUAUGGAUGUAGGUAAUCCAUCUCAUCCACCCUUGGAAACACCACAAUUCUAGAACGUUGUUCUGAAAAGGGAUACAACUGGAGAGUAAGUGACACAUUGAACCAAUUAUUUACUAUUCACCAGUUGAUUCAAAAAUUUAUUUCUCUAAACUGCUGCUGACAAAUGGAUUUAGGCCUAGGUUAUCCCCUGAGCUGAACUUUAAAUGUAAAGUUUAAUACAUUAACAGAUCCUCACUUACACAAAAUUCACAAAACACAUAUUGAAAAGGCAAGAUCAUUGUGCCAGGAAAUAUGUAUCUAUAUAUAAGCAGUGAUUAAAAGGCAUACAGAUUGUUCAGAUUUAACGUGCACAUUGCUUAAUUUAGCUUGGAUAAUGUCUUUGCACAGUUUGUUUGGAUGGCAAAGUGUAUAUGAAUAAUAAACUGGAUGUAAUUGGAACAAUUUGAGAUCUGGUGACUAAAGUGCAUUUUUAUUUUUUAAGAAAGUGAAAAACAGGGAUCAUCAGUAAUACUGUUAUUUUUCUUGUGGUGGUUAUUAUGUAUAUAGAUGUAUGGAAGAGAAAUUUAGAACAAUAGCAAUAUACUACUGUUCGUUGCAAUAAUCCUAAAAAAUUCAACUUAAAUUGGCCUGAUAUAUGGUUUUGUUCCAUACAUUUACUUUAUGGUGCACUUGAAAUGAUUAUCUUUUCCCACAAUUAUUUAUUUCCUCCUGAUUUGCAGUGUCCAGAUGUCUCAUACCCAUGUUUCCAUUAUCUACUUAAAUUGACUACAGGUGGAAAUGCAUAUUGUAAUUACAAUUAUGUCUGCAUAACUGAUUGUAAUUUUGCCUUUAAGUACCUUUCUGAUGCACUGACCUCUUUGGAGAAAUAGUGACUGUAAAAACACCACAAACACUUUCCAUUGAAUUAUAGUGAUAGCAGAAAAAGGAUGAGGCAUGUUGGAACAGCUGGGAAAGAGCAGAAAGAGGUAAAAAAAAAUUGAGACAGGGAGUUGUUAUGUCAUUCCAUCUUUAGUUUCAGUAGCUAAGUGUCACAGAACGCCAGCAAUUCACUUGCAAGUGAAUGAAUAGGGCAAAAUAUUGCAACCUUAUUGCCACUUUAGAAUGAAGUUAACUGAGAUACUUUCCCUUCAUCCAACUCCCACAAUUGCAGCGCUGAGGGAGAGAGAGAGACAGAGAGAGAGAUAAAGGGGGUUAAGUGAAGAGAGUAACCUGAUGCCUGGGGUCUAAGCCCCUGGAAGCCAUCCAAGCCACUUUCAGGGCAGUCCACUUGUCUUAAGUCAUUGCUGUGAAUGCUGGAGAUGAAUUUUGAUGAGGUGUUACAAUAACAUUGUAACUCACCCUGUCUGUAAAUCAUGUCCAUAAACUGACUAGAUAGGGUCACAAGUUCUGGCACUCACUUUUUAAAUGUUUCGCUUCAGGGGAUGGAAAGGAAGCUCCUCUGUUCAUUAAGGAGAUGGUUGCCACUGGGGCAGGGCGAUCCUGCUUGCAGUAAAUUAUUAGGUUUUGAAAUAAUGUCUCACAUACGAGCUUAAUGUGAGACUACAAGGGAAAGAAAUGAUACUGCCUUCCUCCUCAGCACCACUAAAAGUAGUGACAGCAAAAUAUCUCAGAACUGCAGUUCAGCUACAGAGGAGCAUUCCAGGAACCCUUCUACAUAGCUAAUGUGGGUCCAAUCUGACAUCCCAGAUGCUGGACUGGGCCCACAUAGAGUCCGUAUAUAGAAUCCCUCCCUCAGUUGCCUCAGAUGUUACAAGGAGUCCCUAUUGUCCACUUUGAUGAUGUUGAAGAACCACCAGGGAGGGAUCCCUCCAUGUCCUCAUGAGCCAGAGCACCGUCAACUAAGGGAGCUGGGAGGUGUGCUGUAGUUUGGCGAGAAACCAGCACUCUUUGGCAGGCAAAGAUAAAGGCCUUGUAAAACUACAACUCCCAUGUUUCAUAGCAUUGAGCCAUGGCAGCUAAAGGGGUCUCAAACUGCAUUACUUCUACAGUAUAGAUGCACUCAAAGCUUGCUAAACUGCUGUUAUUAGGGGUAAAGAGCAAUCAGCUAGACAGAACAGUGCUUUCUCUUGGCACGUGAUAUUGUCAUUCAUAGAAUUAUGUGUGGCAGUGACUGAGACAUGCUUUGCAACCGACAAAAAUGGAAUAUAAAUUAUCAUUAUUAAAAUUUACAUUGUAUUAAAAUAAAUACAAAUAAAUGUAGUAUUCCUAAUAAUUGCAUAGCACAAUUAAUGUCUAUUUCUGCAUGCAGAGACUUAAAACUUUUUGCAAAAUUUUGAUCACUGUUUCAUUUUACCUUACAUAGAGUACAAGCUACAGUUAGCAAUAUCAGAACUGUGGGGAUCUAUAGACUCAUACAGUGGAACCUCAACUUAAGAGUGUUUUGAGUUAAGUGCAAUUGUUUGGACUGGUUUUGCUUUGACAUAAGAUCAGUGUUUUGAGUUAAGAGUUAGUGCAGGAGGGAGUGUUAGUGCGCAAAUACAGGCUUUAGGGCUUCAAAGGAGCAUCCUUGCAUUCUUGUCCAGUUUGGGAGAUUGCUGACAGCUUUGCUCUUGUCCACUUUGAGGAACUAUGGGUUAGUUGAUUUUGUGUGGUUAUUAUUCCUGGUAUCUUUGGUUUCAUGAAGAGAGAGAGGGAGAGAAAGCAAGAGAGGGAGGUUGCAAUAGGUACAGUAUGAAGAAAAUGAUGCUUCUGCCUCUUCCAUUUGUGCUUUGUGUUCCCUUGCCACAACUUUAUGCUUCUAACAUUUUAAAGUUGAUCUUUCUUUUUAUUCUUCCAUGUGAAUAUGCAUUUAUAUAUUAUUUGUUAUUUAUAAAAUACAUUUUCCUAUUUGAAACAUGCAAUAAAAAUGUGUGUGUGUGUGUUCAGGGGGCUGGAAUGGAUUCGUAGCUUUCAGUGGGAAAUUUGCUUUGAGAUAAGAGCAUUUUGAGUUAAUAGCUCAGGCACGGAAUGAAUUAAACGCUUAAGUGAAGGUAUAACUGUAGUUGCCUUGUUCGGGUAUGGUAUAGAUGCUUCCAUCUGCUACAUCUCAGGCUAGAGAUGGUAAGAUUGUUAAUCAUUCACUACCAAGUUGAAAAUUGGUUUCCUGAUUAUCAGGAAACCCUUUGGGAAGAAUAAUAAAACAGUCAUUAAUCAUAAUGGAAACUGCAGUGAUGAAAUCAGAAGUCUAGGACUUGGAAGGGUAACCAUGAACAAAUUAGGCAAGAUUUUUAAAGGUGAAGAUCCAUCUUUGAAUACCCAAGCCAUGGCAUUUUCAAUUUAUGUCUAUGUGUGUGUGUUUGUGUGUACUAAGCCAAAUAUGUGAUCAGAAAACUUAUUUUAUCAGGGUUACUAAUUCUGGGAAUGUUUUUAAGGAUGUGCUAACUAAUGCAGAGGCUGUAGAUGGGGAAUGACCAGUAUGUACCAGCUUCCAUUUUCUGUUCAGUCAAAAUGGCUGAACAAGUUUAAAGUUAGACUGUUAAGGCAGGAAGGGUUGCAAGUUAAAGGAACUAUAUUAGCCUGUAAGGCUGCAAGAUUAUAUAUUCCUUCUGGGAUUCAAUACAAGUUUCUUCUUUUAAGGUUCACAAGUUAGCUCCCCCUUAUCUUUCAACCUACUAUUUCUUUUACUGUCAUGCUUGACAUCUGCAUGCCAGGAACAAUCAUGCGUUUCUUCUUCAUGGGCUCAGAUUCAUCCUUUUCCAAUCUCUGCUCCAUACUUUUGAAACCACGUACCUGAACAUUUACAGACUGUUUCUUCCCUCAUUGCUUUUAAUUUCUUUUUUAGAAUUUUACUUUGUUGUUUUGUCAUCUUAUAUAUUUUGGUUACAUGUAUUGGUCAGUUUGCUUUGUUUUAUAUUGGGAUUAUAGUUUUUGGUUUUGGAUUUUGUUUUGAUUUUAUCUGAUUGAUAUGUUUUGCAAUUGUAUUCCAUAGCUUCAUGUUUUAUUAAUCCUCCCCCUCCCCCUCCUGUUUUUUUUCCUGUCGUUCUGUACACAUAUUUUAGAUUGUGGGCCUUCAAUAGGACAUAUUGUUUUGAGUUGUUUCACUGUAAAGCACCAUAUACAUUAUACACAUUGUGUAAAUAAACAAUAAUAAUGAUAGCAAUAACAAUGACUUAGGGUAAAACCACAAUUUCAUCUGAUUAUAAAUAAUACAAUAAGAUAAUAAGGAAAAGUGAAUGGACCAAUGGAAUGACUACAGACUUGAUUUUGGAUGGCAUGAUUUUAAUAACUGUUUUUAAAUUGUGUUGUUUAUUGGUGGGUUUUAAUAUAAAUGUCAUUAUAUUAUCUAUGUUUAAUUUUAUGCUUUAUGUCUAAAUGUUAUUUUAUGUUUAUGUUUUAAUUUGGUUAGGUUAAUUUAUAGUUAUAUGUUAUUGCCUUGCCAUUUUCUUUUGGUUUUCACAUGCAUGUACGGCAUUGAAUUUUGCCUUUAUAAUGUUGGAAACCGCUUAGAGUUCCCUUAGGGGGAGAAAAGUGGUAUAUAAAUGUAGUAAAUAAAUAAAAUACUGGGAUCAGUUCUGGAACAUGUAGGACCACACAUAUUGGUAUGUGUAUAAAAAUCAUAUAUUAAAUGUGCCGACUACCACUUCAUCACAAACAGUGCUUAGGUUGAUCAACAGCCAUGAAUAAAAAUUUCCAACUUAUCGGACGAGGUGAUUAUAGCAUCCAAUGAUGCUUUCAUCCCAUCUAGGGGAUGGAGACUGACUCUGAACAUCACAAAACGUUGUGUGACAUCUGGCUGAGGCUCUGCACCCAAUCGGAGUGAAAGCAUUGCUGGAUGUUUCUAUCCCAACAGGGGAGGUUUCCUAUGUUGUGCUGGUUCCAAUGGAGCUAGAACAGGGUCUCCCUGCAAGGGUGAUGCGGAAAGUGUUGCAGAGAGGGAGCUGUGGGCAGGAUGACAUUUUGCCUCGCUGUUCCUCUUUCCUCACAGAAGCCUAGCGAAGCAGGACACUUCGCCUGGGCCUUCUGAUGAGGUCCUAAAAUGUACAUUUACAUUUUAACUAUUAAAACUUAGUAAUGUAACUAUAAAAGUAAAUAAUUGUAAUGCACCAUUAGAUAUAGAAACAAGCAGUGCCCACUAGACCCACUACUUGAGCAAACAAGUUUGCUUGAAAUCCAAUGGGUCUUUGAAGCAAAUACUCUUUUCCUGAUGACUGAGAGAACAUCAGAGAUGGCCUCUCUUGACUGGGACUCCCAAGUUUGCUUGAAAUGUACACAGACGUUUCCCUCUAGUGUCCAGACAGUUGAAACCAUCACCCAGACAUCUCAUUUUUAAAUACACUCCAUCUUUCAAAAUGAAGCUAUGAUAUUUAGCUAGUCCUUAACUGUGCUCUCUAUUUGGAAGUUAACGACUAGUCCGUCUCCUGAUUGAAAACCCUCACACUUGAACUAGAAGGAGCCUACUCUAUUCCCAAAUGAGGUUUGAUGUGGUGGGUUUGCUGCUAAGCCAGACAUCAGAGUAAGUGCAUCUGAAAUCUGACAGUUUGAAAAGAGCAUCUCCUCUUUACGGAGUCUCCUUUAGAUUCCAGCAGCUGAAGUUAUUACUAGACAGCAACAGCAAUGCAAAGCUCAGCCUGUCACUUCAUUGAUCCUCCCUUAGUUAGCAAGAGCCAUGAUCUGUGUAUGCUCUGAGUAUGUGGGUUUUAUAAAGCAGGCAGCAAAAUAUAUAUUCCUUGAAGUAACAAGAACUGGAGAGGUUUGAUUCUGUGUCAUCUUGGUGCUACAACAUCACAAACUGGUGGGGUCAACUAGAUACCCCUAGAAGUUGGCUUAUUGGUAUUAAAUUUUGUACAAGUUCUUGAAGUAAAGAAAUCCAACAAGCAGCUUUGAUCACUAACAGAUGACAGCCCGAGUUAGCCUUUUUUCAACAGCAAGGUUCACAUAGAUUAACCUUUUCAUUUGAAAUGUUGAAUAGCAAUUGAACGUGUGUCUUGAGUGGAGGCAGUAUUUAUAAUAAAAAAUUCAAGUAGUGGUUUAAAAUAUUUAAAAAAGGAGAUGUAAUAUGAGAGAUGGAUUGUGAGAGUCCAAAUGUUGCAAUAUUUAAGAACUCUAUACAUAUUCAAAGCAUUUGCUUGCACAACUAUAUAGGAUGUCUGCUUUGGAGAGCCUUUUUAAAAUUAAUAGUUUUAAUGCAAGUAUUGCAAUUGCUUAUAUAUAACUUUAUAGUUGUCCAGGCAGCUGUAAUGUCUACUCAGGUGCAGGAAAGAAUUAAUAUUUUAACCUUACUAUAAGUAUAUAUGAGGUGUGUGCUUGCUUUGUAUGCCUUAAAGCAAUAUCCAACUAAAAGUAAAUACAGUAUGACCAUCAACUCAGUAUCCUUGGUUUCACUUAUUCACAGGUCCAGAAAAAUCACCUCCAGAAGUCCUUGUGGGCUUCCAUAGGUCCUCCUGUGCAAUUCUAUGGUAUGCUUCCAACCCAAAUAUAGCUACAAUAUUAUUCACAUUUUCAGGUCUCUGUGGUAUGUGAAUGUGUGACUUGGAACAUAUCCUCCACAGAUACAUGGAUCAUAGUGUACUGUUUUUUUCAUGCUAAGGAGAAAAAGACAUCUUGCUAUGGCCAAUGCCAGACUAUACUCUGUUGGUAUUCAACACGCAGCCAGAUGUGGGUGGCUGCCAACUUUGCUGCCUCAAGGCCUGGUUUUGAAAAAAAAAACAUGUUAAUGUUGGAAGGGGAUGAUUAUAGCCAGAAGCUAUAGAACCUCUGGGCAUGAAACUUAUCAGAAUUCAGUGCAGAAGCAGACCAACUGGAGCAUGGGAUUUCCUGCCAGACUUCUUCCUAAUGAUGCCACCUGUCUUGGCUGUAGCAGACAUUCUUGGAGAUGACUUUUUAGUCUUGAUGUUGUGUGUGCCUUCAAGCCAUUUCAAACUUACUGCAAUGCUAAGGGAAACCUAUCACGGGGUUUUCUUGGCAAUAUUAGAUUGGAGGGUGUUUGCUCUUGCCUUCUUCUGGGGCAGAGGCCCCCUCUACACUGCCAUAUAAUCCAGAUUAUCAAAGCAGAUAAUCCACAUUAAGCAAGUCUAGACAGUCCCUGAGUUACAAACAUCUGAUUUACAAACAACACAUAGUUAAGAAAGGGGUGAGACAACAGGAUGUGAGAGAAAAUCUACCCCUAGGAAAGGAAAUUCACUCCUGAAAGAGUUAUCAUGGGGGAAAGGAGUCUUCACUGAAGCUUGACCACCAAUCCUUUUUCCACAACAAGCCAAAUCUUUCAAAUCCAAUUAUCACAAGGACGAAAAGUGAGCUGAAAUCUUCUGAACAGGGGCACAGACAGCAAAACAAACACCGCAGGGGUGUUAAUCCUUCCCAAUGCAUUCCAGUGUUCUCGUUCUCUCUCUCUCUCUCUCUCUCUCUCUCUCUCUCUCUCUCUCUCUCUCUCUCUAUAUAUAUAUAUAUAUAUAUAUAUAUAUAUAUAUAUAUAUGGAGUUACACUUUAAAAUGUACCUGUUCCAACUCACAAACAAAUUCAACUUAAGAACAAACCUACAGAAAUUAUACUGUCCAUAAUUUGGGGACUGCCUGUGGUGGCAAGGAGUUGGAGAAACCAUAUUCUCUUCUCCAGAAACCUGAUACCACCAUUCCUGCUUCCUCCCCUCUCCCUUUGUCUCUGUGUUUUGCUACUCAAGUAAUGGGAGCACUUCAGCUGCCCUGUGAAAAACCUAUCCACUAAUCUUCCCCUAAGGAUGACAGGCUGGCCUAUAAUUUGGUCAGUUUUAUGGACAUUAUUUCAGCUUGUUUGUUUCUUGUUGGCUUUUAAAACGCAUUAGCUCUGCAUUUGUUUGACAUAAUACCUCCUGUUCGUAAUCCAACUGUUUUUGAAAUUUCUAAAUAUUUUAAAUGAUUUGACAUUCUUUAAAAUAAAAUAUAUAACUGCAUAAUGAUCUAAAAUUCUUUUUAGGUUUUCACUGUUAAGUCACCCUGAGUGUAUCUUUGAUCCUAAGGAAACUUAGGAAUGUAUAAAUAAAUGGGGGGGGGGGAACCCCACUAUCAUAUCAAAAACUGUUUACAGUUUUCUGCUUAUAGUAGCGAAAUCAAAUGCAAUGCUGAAAUAAAAAUCUCAACUCUUGCCAUAAAACUCUCCUGCAAGACUUCAAAGGUUGCUUAUUGUCAAUUCAGUGGCCAUGGAUCCAAAAUGACUGUCACCUUGCUGCCCCUAUACUGCGUUGCUUACUAUGAGGACCAACUGCCUGUAAUAACUGAAACUCAGCUGCUUCAUUAUUGUGCCGUAAACAUAAUUAUUGCAAAGUAUUUGCAUGCAUUAAAAAGACAGAUGGCUAUUUUCUAGUGGCCAAGUUAUGAGUUUGCUGGUUGGAAUAAAUAAUUUGUAUGGAGAGUGAUUUGAGGAAAUCCAUAUGUACAAUGAGUCCUGAUGAUAGCAUUGUGGAGUUAAAGCCAAACACAAAAUAUAAUUAAUUUGAAUGGAGCUGGAUAACACUGUGAUAUUAAAUUUCAGAGUCUAUAAAUAUUAUUCAGUAUACCAUUGAGCUUGGUGAUUUUUUUUCAGUCUUUUGGCAUACCCCUCCCCCCCGAUAUUAUGUAAACCAGUGGUUCUCCAGAUGUUUUAGCCUUCAACUCCCAGAAAUCCUAACAGCUGGUAAACUUGCUGGGAUCUCUGGGAGUUGUAGGUCAAAACACCUGGGGACCCACAGAUUGAGAACCACUGAUGUAAACAGACACAAAAAUAUUCACAGUUAUGCAUAUAUGUGUAAAUCAUAACUUUGUAACUUCUAAAUGUGUGCCUAAAUUUGAAUGAUUAAUGUUGGAUUUGUGACAUUUCCACAACCAUAGGGGUGGCAAAUCUAAAUCCUGACAGAUGUUGAAGACAAAGAAGCAACUUUUGCACUGAAACUUUAAGACACUUGGAGCUUGGGGCAUGUAAAUAAGUGAAAUCUUUUGCCUUUUUUUUUUUUUGCAGAGUAAAACCACAAUUGCAUGUAGGUUUUUACUUCAAAGCUGAGCGAUUUCCCAAAUUCUUGUGAAGUUGUACUGCCCCCCCAGUUUCUGCACUUAGCAGAAACCUUUACUGUGCCAUUUUUGUAAGUUCCUCAAUGAGUCCAAAUCAGACACCAGUUUUUUUCCAUCCCUAGUACAUUUUAGCUAUCUUUGUUGCUAGCUCAAAAAAUGGCCAGUAAAAGAGAAUGUUUGUCCUUAUAGUAUCUGCACCAUCUACAGUGCUAUAAUAGUAUUUAUUGCAUAAAAAUUAGCCAGCCAAUAUUAGCCAUUUUAUAUUAUUAUCUUAUUUGAGAAAGGUUUAUUUCAUACUAUCUGUACCCAGCCACGCAUUACUGUGGCCCAGUCUGGUUCAAUGGAAAAAACUCAGAAGAGUUCUUUCUCCAGCCCUGGACCUUCCACGGAUCUAUAAAGAGAAACCUUCAACAGGAUGGUAAAACAUGCCGGUGUCCCCUGGGGAAAAUCCUUGCUGAUGGCCAGUUCUGUCACACCAGAAGUGGCAAGGCUAUUCAAUGCUAAUCAAGUUGGCCAAUUGCAACAUUUCUUGCAGUUAAUAAAGAGCACCACUCAGAAAACAGUGGAAUACCAGACAUGAAACAAUCAGGGACAGCUAACACCUCCCAAUCAAGGAUUCCCCCAGGCAGGAAGUAGCUAGGGUUUGAAGCAGAAAGGCUAUUCAAUGCUAAUCAAGUUGGCCAAUUGGAACAUUCACACUUGUCUAUAGCAGAAAAGAGUUCUUUCUCCCACCCUGGACCUUGCACAGAUAUAUAAAGAGAAGCUUCCUGCAGGAUGGUAAAACAUCCAGGUGUCCCCUAUGUAACAUCCUUGCUGACAGCCAAUUGCCUCACACCAGAAACAGUUUGCUGUUUUUGAAGUCUCUUCUGACACCCUUUCUGUGGUUAGGCCUCAGAGCCUCAGCCUCGCGUAACUCCUUGUGAGUGGCAAGGAGGCGGGUCUAACCGUCUUUUGCGGCCCUGCCCAAACCAGUUGCUAGAGGGUGGAGACUGCUUGGCCAUUGCUUGCACCAUUGCUAAGGGAAGGAGCUGUCUGUUAUGAUGGUUGCUAAGUGAAGAGGGUAGUGCUUGGCCAUUGCUUAGGGAUUUGAUUUUACCUUUAUCACGUGUGUCAGGUUUGUGAGAGUAGGCUUAAAACCUAUGGCAGUUAGAAUGCUAUGUUGUGUCUGAAUUUCAUAGUAAUCCAUGGAAUAGUUUUGGAGAUAUGAGGUCCCUCACUGACAGACAUUACAUUUUUAUUUAUAUAGCUACUUUGAUAACCAGGUUCUUUAAUGUCUUCCAGUUUUGCUUUCCAAUACUCUUGUUACUUAUGACUUCUCAGGGACUUUAAAAAAUUGCAUCCAAUUUGUUGCACAUACUUGCCAUUCGUACUACAAUUUAAGGAGCUGUAAUAAAUGGUUAAAGAAAUUCAUGUGAAAGUAUUGAUAACAGCCUAGCGUCCAUGGGUUUUGACUUAAUAGUGGCUUGUUGUUUCUUCCUAAUUGUCUUAAGGAUGCAGAAACAAGAAGAGAUGUUGCAAAGUGUGUGUAUGCUUACUCCUGAGUGUAUCCAUACCAUAAUAGUUUUAGGAUUAGGAUAAUUAAUUAAUAAAGCUGGCAGAUCAUUAAGGUUUAUAAGGCACUCCCCUCUUGACAUAAUUAUCUGUUAAUUAACAUCCCACAGUAAAAUACUACAAUAUCUCAAUUAGGGCAGGAAAAGGAUGGAAGACAGUUGAGAAAAAAAUGUGACAGCAUGUUUGUGGACUUUGUUGCCAAAAGGAACCCAUCAAAACUAAAAGAAAAAGAAGAGUUAUAGAUGGUAGCACAUGGUUGGCUCGAGGUAGAAUAUUAUGCAAAGAUCCAAACUGCCAAAAUGUAUCAAAUCACUUCAGAACAGAGCUUGGAAACAUGGCAUUUUAUAGCUUAUUCUCAGCAUGUUUUUUUUUUUCAAUUCCAGUGAAAGACAGUUGGAAUUCACCUCUUUUUUUCAGGGGCUAGGGAAAGAAAAGAAAGCUAGGCAAGCCUUAGUAGAACCAACCCAUUGCAGCCCUUGCAAUGCUAUAGGGCAAAAAAAUUAAAAUCAGUGGUGUGUUCAUAGACUGAUAGAUAGGGCCAGUAUCGGAUAGUACUGGCUAUGAGUGUUUCUUCAUGACUUCAUGGUUGCUAAUGAAUGCUCUUCUAUCCAUCUUUACAUGACUCACUUGCUGCUACAAAGAAAUACAUUUAUUUUCUUUGACUGCCAUAAACUGUUUCUUUAUAUGUGUUGUCGAAAGCUUUCAUGGCCAGGAUCACUAGGUUGCUGUGAAUUUUCCAGGAUGUAUGGCCAUGUUCCAGAAGCAUUCUCUACUGACGUUUCACCCACAUCCAUGGCAGGCAUCUUCAGAGGUUGUGAGGUUUGUUGGAAAUUAGACAAGUGGGGUUUAUAUAUCUGUGAAAUAUCCAGAAUAGGAGAAGAACUCUUGUCUGUUUGAGGCAAGUGUGAAUUGAUUUUCUUGAUUAGCAUUGACUAGCCUUGCAGCUUGAAAGCCUGGCUAAUUCCUGCCUGGGGGAAUCCUUUGUUGGGAAGUGAUUGUUUGUUGUCUGAAAGUCCCCUGUUUGAGUGUUGUUCUUUCUUUACUGUCCUGAUUGUAGAGUUUUUCAAUACCGUUAGCCAGAUUUUGUUCAUUUUCAUGGUUUCCUCCUUUCUGUUGAAAUUAUCCACAUGCUUGUUGAUUUCACUGGCUUCUCUGUGUAGUCUGAAAUGGUAGUUUUUAGAGUGGUCCAGCAUUUUGUGUUCUCAAAUAUUAUACUGUGUCCAGGUUGGUUCAUCAAGUCAUCUUCUAUGGCUGACUUCUCUGGUUGAGUUAGUCUGCAGUGCCCUUCAUGUUCUUUGAUUCAUGUUUGGGCAAUGCUGCAUUUGGGGGUCCCUAAGUAGUCUAGUGGACAUAGAAACUCCAAUAGAGAACAUUUUAAUCAAAUCCACGAGUAAUCAAAUCUGCAAAACUCAAACCCACAAACGUGAGAGAGUUAUCAUGGGGAAAAAGGGUUUCCACUGAAACUUUCUCAUCAAGCCUAAUUUUCCAAAAUCAAAUUAUCAUAGGGUCAGAAACUGAGCUGAAAUUUUCUAAACAGGGGCACAGAUAGCAAAACAAACAUUACAGGGAUGUGAACUCUUCCUUAUGCUAUCUAAAGCUAAUAUAUUUGGCUGGUGUUUCACUUUAAAUGUACCUGUUCCAACUCACAAACAAAUUCAACUUAAGAACCAAUCUACCCCACCUAUCUUGUUUGUAACUUGGGGACUGUUUGUAUGCUAGGACAGCUGUGUUGGCUGUGCAGCAAGAUAUAGCAAAUCUCAAAACACACAAGAUGCAAUGUUACUUUGUUUUAGGCCAGCCUAAAAGCACUACAGUAUAUGCCUAAUUUGUCAUGUUGCCUUGAAUAAAAUCUUGGGAGGAAGGUGGGAUAGAAAUUCAGCAAUUUUUUUUUUUAAAAAUAGCAAUGUAUAAUGUGCCUUUUUGUUUGCCUAAUAAAGGAAUCAUAACACUUUUGUGGUACUUUAGUUAAAAGUGUUCUGUAAAUAUAUACAGUAGAGUCUCACUUAUCCAACAUAAACGGGCCGGCAGAACGUUGGAUAAGCGAAUAUGUUGGAUAACAAGGAGAGAUUAAGGAGAAGCCUAUUAAACAUCAAAUUAGGUUAUGAUUUUACAAAUUAAGCACCAAAACAUCAUGUUAUACAACAAAUUUGACAGAAAAAGUAGUUCAAUAGGCAGUAAUGCUACAUAGUAAUUAGUGUAUUUACGAAUUUAGCACCAAAAUAUCAUGAUGUAUUGAAAACAUUGACUACAAAAAUGUGUUGGAUUAUCCAGAAUGUCGGAUAAGUGAAUGUUGGAUAAGUGAGACUCUACUGUACUAGAUAUUUAUAAAUAUUUUUAAAUGUUCUGACAUUUGUGCAAUUCUAAACAAAUAAUUUGGGAAACAUGUACUCAGAAAAAUAUGCCAAAGUAGUAAAAUACAACAGGAUGGCUAUUGUGUUAAGUACUAGACAAAAGAAAGACUUUAACACUUUCUUAUUAAAUAGGGCAAGCCUCUUUUCUUCUAUCCUUAAAAACUGACUGGGUACAGCUGCUACACAUUAUAAUCUAAAACAUUAUAAUCUAAAACUACAUAUUAAUUCAAAUAGAUUGCUGAGGCCUCAAAUAUAUGCAAGAUAUGGGGGGAUGAAAACCAUAUAUUUUUUAGUUGCUAUGUAGAAUUUUUGUCUUUAUAAAUUAAUUGGCAAGAUCUUUCCUGCAGCUACAAGGACAUGAAAUGGUUUAUGAAAGGCCAAAAAUAUAUAGCACUUUACAAAAAACUAGCCAAAAGUUAGAUGUAUAUAUCCAUCUGUAAGCUGCCCACAGUGCAGGGAGGAAAACCCAGCUUCAUUAAAGUCAAAUAUGUUCCUAUUAAAGUCUGUUCUUUUCCUAUCAGCUUCUUUACAUGCAACCAUUUGGCCAUAUUAUAGCUGUUGUCACAGGUUCUAUAUCAUGAAAGAAACAGCAAGAUUUUCUUUACACAUACCUUUCAGGAAUGUUGAAAAGAUUGCAAUGCGUAUAGGGAGCUAUUAUUUUUAAUGUCAGCUGCAAUAUUUUUGCCUUGUACUCCAGCACAGAACAGGUGUAAGUUGCCAUCUCUGAGCAUGUUUAAAGAAUUGCUCAGUUUGAAUAAAACAUCAGCAGACAGGAAAAUGUCCCCAGUAAGUCUGGCUUUAAUCUGUACACCAGUUUAAAAGUUCAGCUUUGAGGUUUGAUAACUCCCUAAAGCAACGGCUGAACUCCUUCCCCAACACUGGAUUAAAAGCCAAUGUGAGCUGGAGUCUCACAAUUUAAAAAAUCUCUCCUUCCUGCCUCCUGUUUGAGACAGGGACAGUGAAUGGAGAGGUUGCUGAGCAUGCACAAAAUGUGAAGCAGAUUUGAAGGGUAACGAGAGAACCGUGUUAGUGGUGUUGAUUGAGAGUCAGCUCACAGCUCUGUCUGCCACUACAAGGGGUAGCGGCCCUGGCCUUGUCUCAGCUUUGCCUUCUGAAAGAGCCGCCUGGAAUUCCUUACUCCCCGUAAAACAGCUACACAGUUAAUUUCCUGUAAUAAAUUGCAAAGCAAUGUGCUGCAGAGUCAGCCUCUCUUCUUUAUAAUAUUUUAAGGAAAAUAAAUAUGAAAGCAGAGAUUGAAUUUAUUGGAAGGAAAUUCUGACUUUAUUUGUACAAUAUCAUUUUCUCCCUUAGUUUGUUUUUGACAAAGCUGUCGUUUUUGAUGGGGGGCAGGAUGGGGGAUGAAGAUUAUUUGUGUUAACAUUAUUUAUAACAAACAUAAUAUUUAUGAUUUCCUUCCUUUUUAAAAAUCAGGCUGAUGGUUUAAGAAGCACUUGAAUUGAAAUAAUAAUAAUAAUAAUAAUAAUAAUAAUAAUAAUAAUAAUAAUGGCUCUGGCAUAAACCAGUACAGGUGGUCCCGGUGGUAAUCGGCACACUGGGCGCCAUGCCAAAAGAUCUCAGCUGGCAUUUGAAAACAAUAAACAUUGACAAAAUUACACUCUGUCAACUGCAAACAGCCACCUUACUGGGAUCUGCAUGCAUCAUCCAAAAAUACACCAUACAGUCCUAAAUACUUGGGAAGUGUUCGACUUGUGAUUAUGUGAUACGAUUAUGUGUCAUACUAUGUCUUUGUGUCAAUAAUAAUAAUAAUAAUAAUAAUAAUAAUAAUAAUACUAGACGACUGUAGUCAGUUAUCUUGCAGACCUCAUUUCACCUGAAAGUAUCAGAGUGGAACUAACUAUUUAUGACAUGGAAGAGCUUAUGAAUGUAACUGCUUUGAAUAUUAGUGUGCAAAUGGAGAGCCAUCUUACAUUUACUAAGGAAAGGUAGGAGAGUGUUUGUAGAGGAACUAGAUGUUAACAGUGGCAGAUGCAUUGUCUCAAGGAGAGAUCCAAUUAUUCACAAGGAAGUGAGCAUGACUUGUGAGCCACAGCUGAAAGAGAGGGUGAGGAAGAAAUACCUGUACUUCUGGCCUGCGUGGAAAGGAAAAUUGGUGAAGAACAGAAGGCACUCACCAACACUUUCUCCCUUCACCUAAUAUUGUUAUAACAAAUAAUUAUGGGAACAGGAAAGUGAGAUGAUAGCUGACUUUUCCUCUGCAGUAUGCUCACAGAGUUCAUACAGCACACCUUCAAUAUAGUGAACAAGGCAGGGAGGCCCUAUAUUCCAACAAUAUACACAUGUGAAGAAUAUACCCCUCACCAAACCCUGAGUUUAUAGUAAGAAUGGGAUUUUUGUAUUCUAAAAAUAAAUAGAAAAAUCGUUUAAAAAUGUGUUAGGAAAUCUUGAUGAAUAGAAUCUUGGAGUAAUGAGAAUCUUCACAGUUUGGAACUUGUUUUGUGCAAAAUCUGCUUAUGGGGUUUUGGGCAUUUGUAUGCAGAAAGCAUUUAUGUACAAGACAAAGCAAACAAACAAAACUAAGCAUGCAUCUCUGUAAAUUCUGAAUUGCUACACAUCUUCAUAAACAUUUAUAGUGAAAAUAUAUUGCUAAAACUACUCACUGUUUUCUUCAAGAAGGAGUGUAGUGAAUGUACUCGUGUACUUUUCCCCUGGUUUGAGAAGUUUGUGAGUUUCCAUCUUAGCUGCUUGCUAACACAUCAGCCUGUGAAACUAUGUGAUGAUAGUAUCAUUUGAGCAUCUAUUUUUGUCAGUGGUGUACGAAAAUCAAGGCAGAGUCCUAGUUAAUGAAUAUCUCUUAUUUGGUAAAAAUUUGUAAGAAUGGCAAACAUUAAUAUGCUCCAACCUAUAGUGGUUAUGAUUGGCUAAUGGGAGCAAGCAGAAGAGUUGUUUGAGAUAUUUUGUACUAAUAGCUUUUAGUCAUACUUCGUUUUCAAUUUUUUGUGAGUAACUUUGGAAGUGAUCCUAUAUAUUGCCAAUGGUACUAUAGAUAUAUAAUACAACUCUUUUGUUUGCUGGUGAUUGCAAGCCUUUGAGGGCCCUAUGUCUUUUUGAUGUAACUAGUUUGAUUGGCAUUCAUUGUUAAUAUGGAGUAUUAACUUCUCAGUUUUCAUUCUUAUAUUUUGCGUUUGGUGUGUGUGUGUGUGCACGCAUGCAUGUUUAGACUAGAAAGUUUCCGUUUUAGCCUCUCUAUGAACUUUUUAAAAUAGUAAUGCAUUUAGCACUUUUCUUAUUCUUUAUGCAUUAUGGUUAUUCUGUGGUCUUGGCAUGGGAAGAAUUACACAAUUAGCUUAAUGAGAAUAUAUGUAAUCUAGGCCACUGUUAUACUUAAAUCCUUCCUGAGAUAGAACUUUACAUAUAUCUCAAUCAUCUGAGUCUUAUGGUGUUCUUGUGCUAUCAUUUUCUUUAGUUGGAGUAUAUUAGAGUAGAGCAAGAGACUUAAAUCCUGUAUUGGGUUUCAGCUCCCCCUCACCUGGUUCAUCUGAUCAUCAAUUUUCUAUCGCAUACCGUCUGAAUGUAAAUGUUGUAGUAACAGUGAUCAUGUGACAAGAACUCACAUGGCUUUACCAUAGCAGUACCUUCCUUUGGGUAUUUUAAAGAAAUCAUUCUCAAUUUGUUUAUGUGCAGAAAACCUUGAGAGGUUGCUGCAAGAGUACUGUACUGGUGGUAUCUCAUUUUGAAGUCCCAUGUAAGUUCAUGAGAGAUUGUAAGGCCCAUCCUUUCUUUGUGUUCUUGAAAGUUUGCCUUAGAAAAGUGCUUCCCAAGCUAUCUGAUGUGUAGAACUUUGAGACACUUUUAGCCAAACUGACAUUGUAUCUGUGAAUCAUGGAAUCAUAGAAUCUAAAAGUUGGAAGAAACCACAUGGGCCAUCUAAUCCAACCCCCUGCCAUGCAGGAAAAGCACAAUCAAAGUAUCCCUGACAGAUGGCCGUCUAGCCUCUGUUUAAAAGACUCCUAGAAAUGAGCCUCCACCACACUCCAAGGCAGAGAGUGCCACUGCUGAACAGCUCUUACAGUCAAUACGUUCUUUCUAAUGUUCAGGUAGAAUCACCUUUCCUGCAGUUUCAACCCAUUGCUCUGAGUCCUAGUCCCCAGGGCAGCAGAAAACAAGCUUGCUCCUUCCUCUUUAUGUCAUCUCUUCAAAUAUUUAAACAUAACAAUCUUGUUCCCUCUUAACCUUCUCUUCUGGAGGAUAAACAAGCCCAGCUACUCAAGCUGCUCCUCAUAGGAUAUGGUCUUCACACCUUUGAUCAUUUUAGUUGCCCUCCUCUGGACAUGUUCCAGCUUGAAGAAAGCAGCUAGGCAAACCGGAUUGGUGCCAGCCAAUCACAAGGAAUGUGAUAGCAGGGUGAGAGGAUAUAAAAGUGAGGCUUUGACAGAACGCAGAUAGGGAAAAGAUGGCAUAGAGAUAUAGAAAAAAAAACUGUAACGAAAGAUAGGGCAUUCAGCCAGAGGGAAGAACUGAAUGGGGCACUGAGAAACUGUGAAUGAGUAAGUCGUUCAGGAGUUAAUGUAUGUUCUAAUUGUGCAUUAAUAUACUUUGAGUUGUGGGGGUUUUCUUUGCACCUGUUUGUUCCUGUUAAGUUUGAUAAAGAGUCGAGUCAUGUUUACACAGUGAACCCAUUGAGCAACAAAUUCAUGGAAGGAUCAGCUUGAGGCCUAAGUACCUGAUCCAAAAAGGGAUCUUGAGGAGAAAAGGGGACAAGGUGAAUGACAGGAGCCAACCUGGAGAGGGGAUCACAGUGUACAUUGGCUACGGUUGUCUCUUUCUUUUAUUGAACACACUCAACAAUCUUCCAGAUAGACGUUUUGCAGAGAAAGAUGGCAGUGGUGGAUAAGAUCCUAUUCAAAGAAGCUUUUUGCCAGCUCUGAUCUUCUUAAGAAGUGUCACGACCCAGGCUGCAGAGCACCAAUAACCAUACACAGAGGCCAGAAUCUAUCUAAUAUCUUUAUUAAGGAAAUAUAUAAAGUCAAUAAAAAUAAGUGUAGAAUGUAGUUCAGAAGAAGACCUUUCAGGAAAGGUCAAUUAUAGUCCAGGAAAACAAUGUCCAAUAUAAAAUAUUAAGGUCCAAAGUUGUAAUCCAAUAACCGAAACACUCACUUUGCCAAGCAAAGUGAGGGGAGAUGACAAGGUUCUUAGUCCAAGGAACUUGAGGUAAGGCUAGGAAGUAAACUUGAUUCUUGGAACACAAGGCUUGAUACAAGGCAGCAAGGAACGAGGAACAAGGACAAGAUCCGUGGUAAAUACUUGGCAAGGUCCGGGAAGCAAGGCAAGGUUGGAAACGUGAACGAAGGCUUGGAAAUAGGAACGAGGCUUGGAAACAGGAACGAAGGCUUGGAAACGGGAGUAGCGCUGUCCACACACAAUCUACUCCAGUUGCUGACGAAUUGACUCCGCAAGAUUCCUUUGGGGCAAGGAACCUAAAUAGGGUCUCGUUUUCCCACCAAAGAACACUUCUCUGGGGAAUCAGAACCGAAAGUCAAUCUCUGUGUCCAGAUGCAUGACUCCCUAGAAUUUCUCAUGGAAGCAAUCUUAAUCAGCUGAAUGCUUGGCUGCGAUUCUCAGGCUUCUGCGAUUAGCCUGCUGAACUCCUUUUUGUUGUUGAUAAUAACUACAGCGAGAAAAUGGGGGAGAUUCUGACUCAGGGCUUGUUUGGCAGAUUUCUGGAAGGCAAACCUCUUACAGGUGCAAGGGCUCCAAAUCAGGCUGGGAAAGUUCCAAUUCUGGCUGAAAUGGUGGAAAACCCAAGUUUUCCUCUUCAUCUGCCACAACAGCGCUAGGAAUGGAACUACAUGGCCCAUGAGUCAUCACAAGAAGAGAACUUGGCAAUGCUUAUAGGAAACAUGAGGCUUAUUGGGAACAAAGUCUAUGAAACCCAUUGGUUUAUAAAGAAUGGUAUUUAACUCAUUGAUAUGACAAGACAGCUGGAGAAGAUUAUGUCCCCCUGAAUAUUGCUCCAUACCCAAGGUACUGCUAUUAAAAGGAUGCAAGGCUUUUGCAUUAUUUUCUUGUGUAACAUUUUUGGAAAUGUAGAACAGCUCCUAUUUGCCGGUGACUCGGGUUUCAAACCAUAUGACCAUUUUAAUAAGUUAUGUGUUGUAGACAUUAUUGUGGAUUUAUACCAUCACUAUGUUUCAGUGUUCUCCAGAAAUUAUUUUUUAACUUGACUUGAUUUUUGGUUGGACUAUGGAAACUAUAAUUUUAUUAAUCAGUUGAAAGGGAUUCAAAAUAGUCUGAAUGCAAGCAAGAUUUCUUCUGUACUUAUAUUUUGUAUAAAGACAAAAAAGUGGUCUUAAGACAAGCCAUGCAUCAAACUGAAAAUUCCUUUUCUUCACCUUCGUUAUCAGCUUAUAUCUACCUGUUCUAUAUAUGUGAUGUCUGGGGAGUAUAUACUGCCCUUCUUGUGUUUUUGAAAAUUGCCUAGUGCAUUGCUGGCACUGCCAAACAAAUGAUUAAUGAUGAUAAUUUUGAUUUUGAAUGGGUUCAUUUAUCUAUCUAAACCCUUUGCACAGUGAUUGCCUUAUACAGAAGACAGAGAGUGAGAUUCUGUUCUCUUUUUGAUCUACACAGGAUUUUCUAUUAUUUUAAAACUACUCAGCACACAAAGACUGAAUUCAAUUUGUGCAUAGUCUCAUUUAUGCCAAGAUAGCUUAUCUGGAACAAAUUUUUAUCCUUGCCUUGAACGGUAGUGAAGAUUUACAGACUCAUUCUUAACUAAUAAUAUGUUUAUAAACAAUAAAAUGUGGAAGUCUGGAAAGAAGGACAUAAAAGAUUUAAAAGCCUAUUCAUAACAUUGAAUAGUUUUCAAAUCAGUAAUGAAAUCUGUAGAGAAUAAGCAUGGUUUGAGAGUUUUUCUGUGGAUCCAGAGGACCAGGGUUCAAAUCACUUCUUAACUCACAGGAAACUACCUGAAUGGCCUUGGGUAAGUCACACUAUUCUCAGCUUGAGAACAAGGGCAAAACUCCUCUCUGAAUAAACCUUUUCAGGAGAACCACAGGGUGGGAUAAGUGAACAAAUCACACAUAGACACACUUUACUUUUUACUAGGGCUGUGCAAAAAAAUGUAGGAGGGUUGUAAAUCUUAAGUGUUUUGUUAAAUCUGUACCUAGAACCCAAUUUACGACCUCCCAAAGCCACUCCUUGUUGAAUACAAACGAAUCAAAACACCCCCUUCUGAGUUUUCAUAAAGAAGUUUGUUUUUGUAUGUUCCCUCUCUCUGUGUAUGUCUCCUUCUCCCUCCUUGUGCCCCCUCUCUCCCGAAUUGCGGCCAUGAUGACCAACAAAGAGGAGACUAGUAUCAUCAAGAUGGACAGGGUGGAUCUCCCAAAGUCAACACCUUCAGGUAUCUUGGAUCAAUGAUAACUUCAGAUGGCAACCUUUCUCUGUAGAGACAGCAGCAAUGCCACUGCAGGAAGCCAGAUACCUUUGGCUCCUUCUAGGCACCUUUUUGCCAUCCAGACCUACAAAAAGACCAGAAAUGGCACCAUGGCAGACAGAAUAGAGAAGUCAAAGCAUGGAUUAACAUGGCUUGGAAGAAAUGGCACUAAGUUGCAGGUGUACUUUGUGACAAGAAGAUGCCCAAUCACCUGAAAUAAAGAAUCUAUCAAAAUGUCAUAAGGCCUGCCCUAGGUAACAAAGUAACAAAGGAAGCAGAACAUAAUUUCGGUGUUAUGGAGAUGAGGAUGCUACAAUUUACACACCUUGACCGCAUCCGCAACUAUGACAUCGGACAAUGCUUUGACAUUGCUCCAAUUGCUGGCAAACUACGAGAAUUAUGCCUCAGAUGGUAUGAUCAUACACUCUGAGGUGAAGAUGAGUCCAUUUGUAAAAUUGCUCUUGAUUUAGAAGUACCUGGCAAGAGACCAAAAGGAACGACCGAAGCAAGGCUGACUGGACACAUUGCACAAUGAUCUGAAGACUGCUAGCAUACAACCUGAUCGAGUGCACAAACGGGUGAAAUGGUGCCAACAAACCAGUAGAGUGGGUACUGCCAUCAAGCAGAACAAACAGUGAUGGUGAUGGUGAUGAUGAUGAUGAUGAUAAAGAGGAGGAAGUUGUUUGUCUGCCUUUCUGCUCAGUGUCGGGGUACAUCCUAGCAUUAUGUCUCACCUCGAAGGUACAGUAGGGCUGAUAUUUCAGCUCCUAUCCAACAAUCUCAUGUAAAAGAAGAAAUUAUAAAGACCAAAAACUAUGUGGAAGACAAGACAAAAAGGAAUUUUUGUGAUGUAAAGCAAAAUGUCCAUGAAACAUUUAAGGCAAAUAAUUGAUUCAAUGGUAACAUAAGCAAAAGACAAUUUCCUACAAUCAACAUUUAAGUGCCUGGGAAUAGGCAAGAUCAUUGAAAAGAAGCUGAGGGUGACAGAGCUGGUGGAGCAAAAGUGAUGAAAAAAACUCUGAUGGUGAUAAUACUAGGCAUAACCCAUAUUUUCCUACACCUUCUGCCCAAGGAGAUUUUUCUUACCAUCUUAGCAUUGAUCCCAAGGUCAGCACACCUUUUCAUUUCCAUGGGAUACCUCUGAGGCCCCUUCUACACUUCCAUGUAAUCAAGAUUAUUAAAGCAGGUAAGUCACAUUACCUGUUUUAACUGGAUUAUCUAAGUCUACACUGCCACAUAAUCCAUGUUAAAGCAGAUAAUCUGGAUUUUAUAUGGCAGUGUAGAAGGGGCCUAGGAUCCUGUGCAGGGUUGCCUGUAGGGCAAUUCCAAAUGCUACUGUGUUGGGUAAAUAGCUAUGGGAAGAAGGGAGAAUGUGUUCUGUAACAAUCUUCAAGUAGCUUGGCCUCAGUAGUUUCCAGGAUACAUGUUUGCUAAUACAGAGGAUAAGGGACCUUGUGUAAAACCAUCAUCAUUUACUGCACAAUUUCACAGCAGUUUGAGAAAAACUCACUCUGCUGUAACAGUGAUUACUGGCCAUGAUCUCUGCAUCUGUUUUCCUUGUUAAAUCCUGAGAAAUUUACAUUUCAUUGCUGCAUCCAGUCUAGUAAACAACACAAAUGGAAGACAAAUCAAUUUUUCACAUUUCCCCCCUUUUCAGCACAAAUUAUCCUGCAGUCUUUUCCUACCAUUUCAUAAACCCGAACACAUGGAUUUUAUUUUGAUUAGAUUAUUGUGCAUAAUGACUGACUUUUUAAAUAUGUAGGAAAGGGAGGGACAAAAAACCCACUGUUGCCAAGAAGACAUGCUUUUCAACCUGGGAGUUCACAUCUGGCUACUGAAUAUCAGCACUUAGCAGAAAGCAUAAAACAAAGCAGGCAAAAUAUAUGCAAAAAUGGCUAAAACAUGGAUUUUCAGUGUUUCUCAUUGCCUUUCUUCACCAUUUCCUGAAGCAGCACGGAAGGCUGGAAAAUCCUAGUUUAAUUAUCCCCAUCAGUCUCUGAGACAAGACACUUAAGGGUUUUAGCUGCUGUAAACACUCCCUUGAUAGCUGAUAAGGAAUCUGCUGAGAAGCUGUUUGUGUGUGUGGAAAAGAGGGGACAUCAUGGGCACACCCAUUAAUCAUUAGCACAGUACUGUACACACAUUGCUACUGCACAAACAAGAUAUGGGUCCUCACUUUCUGGUCAUUGUAUUGACAUGGUGUAUCACAGGUGCAUGUUGAGAACAUGCAGAUAACUAAUAGAGUGUCUGGUCAAAUAUUACAGCAGCAGCUAUCCACCAGCAACUAUACCCAUACUGUAAAUAAAGCAACUGUAUUUGUGCUGGUAGAAUUCAGGGACUAUUGACCUCAUCAUACUUGCUAAAAUAAGUAUCUCAGGACACUUUGAGCCUUCUUCGGGGAAGAAGCCCCACGCCAGCCAUCACAUGAUGUUGUGUGGCUUUUGGCAGAGGCCCCACCCCCUAACUAGGGUGAAAGCACCCUUGGACGCUUCUCCCCAAACACGGAGGCCCAAAACCUGAGAUGAUUUAUCUUUGAGUCAAUAUGAGUUUUGUACCUUAAGUCUUAUCAAAAAGGGAGAUCUUACUGUAUCUUGGGAGUAUCUAAAAGAAACAUCAGUACUCCUCUACUCUGUCUGCCAUGGUGCCAUUUCCGGCCUUUUUGUAGGUCUGGAUGGGGAAAGGGUACCCAGAAGGAGCCAAGGGUAUCUGGCUUCCUUCAGUGGCAUUUCUUCUAUCUUUGCAGAGACUCUUAAAUUAUCCAUGGCUCUUUUUAAAGUCCCUAAUUUUGGCCCCAAACCUAUUCUUGACCUAUAUACAAGGUCAAUGUAUACAUGAGUUUAAAUGGUGUAUUAUUAAUACAUUCAUAAUUUCUUGGAACAGUAUAUGCAUUGUAUUACCACAAAUGUAAAAUAAAUACUUUGUGGUGGGAUCCUAUAUUAGAUCCACAAAGAACAAAAGCUGCCCUUCUAUCAUAGUUUGACAUAGCCAUGGUGAACACAUUUCACUGAAAAUGUUGGUUCUCCACUUAUUCCAUUUCUCCUGAAUAUUUUUGGGGGAUGUGCAAUACUAUGUAUUUCUGAAAUGAGAAAUAGAAAGUAACCCUUUCAACAUAGUGGUUUUAGACAGAUGGAACAUUUCAGCCAAUAAGAGCAUCUGGUACAUCUGAAAGUUGCUUGUGGCUCUAAGGCUAAAAUUAAGAGAGCUAUUUUUCCUUCUCAAAGCCAAACUGUCAAUGGUAUUGCCUGCUAGUGUGCAUAUCUUGGCAUUCCUCCAUUGAGAAAAAUGAAUAUUUAUUAAUCAAAAUGUCAUUUUUCUUCAUUUAAAAUCUUGAUUUUAAGAAGACCACGUGAAACUAUAUCUUUUUUUAAAAAGUAUAAAACAAAUACAUUAUUUAUUCACAUUGGAGAUCAUUCCUAAAAUUACUCAUCCACGCUUGAGCAUAAACAAACAUCCUUUGUUUUUAUAUUCAGAUUCAUCUUAAAAUUAAAUUUAUUUUACACCAAGCCAUAAGUGAUGCCUGUUUCAAAAGCUUUUGAAAUAUGGUAAUAAUAUAAAUAAUAUAAAUAAUGUGUCUACUUGGAGUUUCUUUGCUCAACACACUUAAGCAUUCAGUAAGUGUGCCAGUGAAAUAGCUAUGAAAUCAACCAGACUGUGUCUAUUGUUGUACUUUGACAGUAUUUGACUCUGGUGCCCUAUACUUGUUGUAUGCUGUGCAUCUUUAUUUUACUAAUUUAUAUAUAGUAACACAGCUUUUGCUAUUUUCUUUUGAAAAUUUAGGCAGUCAACCCAUUCCCUAUGUAACUAAUAAUAAAGGGAACUCCUAGGGCUUUAACCUUAUUGAAUGUGUGGCAGGGGAGAGUUACAAAGAACAGUGAGAAAUGGUUUUCAUCUAUUUGGAAUGAAGGGCAUUGCAGAAUUAGAACUGAUCAGAAGAUUUGAAUCUAUUAAUUUAGAUCUUAAUCAAGAAUCUCUCAAAGCACUCUAUCAUGUUAGAGGAUUGAGAGAAAUUAUGGAGGGUAAAAAUAAAGUAUUCAAGAUUGAUAAUGGUGCGGGAAAAUUGGUACAAAAUGUUUUUUCAUUGGUAUUUAACUGCAACACAACUGGCAAAAUACUACAAGAACGAAAAUAAGAAGUGUUGGAAAUGCGGCGAUAAAGAAGGGACCUUUUUUCACGCAUUGUGGGACUGCAAGGAUGUGAAAGGAUUCUGGAAAAAAAUCCACAAACACUCCCAAAAAAUACUAAGGACAAAUUUUGACUUUAAACCAGAAUAUUAUUUAUUAAAUAUUACAGAUUUUGAGUUAGGGAGAAAUGAGAAAAUAAUCUUAUUCUAUAUUAUGGUAGCAGCGCGGACUCUUUUGGCCCAGAAGUGGAGCACUAAAGACAUUCCAACUGUGGAAGAAUGGAUUAUAAAACUUAGGGAAUGUAUGGAUAUGGACUCACUGACUUUCCUGCUGCGAGAGCAGAACAGAAGACACAAGACGGACUGGUCUCCUGUUAAAAGCAAUCUCCAGGAUAAAUGGCAGAUUAGUUUUGAUUAGUCUUUUCUGACAAUGCUAAACAUGGUAACGGGGAUGAACAGGGGAGUGAUAAAGAACGAGCAAAUAUCAAAAUAGGAAGGAAUUAAGGAAAUAAUUGUUUCCUGUGGAAUGGACUGGAGGCCUUUUUAAUCCCUCCCCAUUCCCCUGCCUCACUUUCCUUUUUUCCCCCUUUUCUCCUCCCACUCCUUUUUGCUCCCGACUUUUCCUUUUUUCUCCUCUCUUCCCCCCUCUACUGAUAUAUCACCCAAUAUCUGAUUCUCAGUGUAUGAUACUACUACAUAAGAGGUGCUCGUAUGCAUAGAACUACAGAAGUAAGAGGAAGAAUUAGUAGGAAAUCUGGGGUAGACCCCAUGGAGUUGUUUUUUUCCCCCCUCUUUUCCAUGGUUGUUUAUUUAUGUAUACUUUUUGAAAUACCCAAUAAAGAUCAUUAUUAAAAAAUCUCUCAAAGCAAUUGCCACCAUUAGCAUAGCAAGACCAGGCAUCACCCCAUUUACUGCCAUUGUGAAUGGUCACUCACCCUAUCUUAUCUUUGAAUUUUACUUAAACAUGUCUAUGUUGCCCAACUGAUUCGAUUAGUUUCUCUCAUUAUCUCCCUAUGUAUGCAUAUAUAUGCCAAGAGAUGCUAAUACUUUGCAUAUUGAAUUGUCCUCUAGCCAACAGCAGCAGAGUUCUCAAUAAAGGUACCACAAAGUAUUUCCUUGUUUUCAGACAACUCCAUGUUUAUCACAUUGUUGUGACAGCUUUUCCUAUUCUCUUUUUUUUUUCCUGCAGUUUGGCACCACCUAUCUUUGUACUAUUUUUUCAUUGCAUUUUGACAAAACUUGGUUUCUUCCUUUUCAAUAAAGUCAGAUGCUGAAACCUUGUGGGGGGCAUAUUAGCUCUAAGAAAGCAUGCAGCAGUCAUAUGGCAACCUUCACUCAUGUUAUAUGCCGCUAUAUGAAUGUAUUUGUGAUCCACAAACCCACUCAAACUCCAGGGUAGUAGGGAGAGUUCACUAGGAAAUUGCUCCAAUAAAUUUUUCUUUGGUCAGGGUUGAUGGAAGUUAUACUCCAUGUUAUGUAAGCUAAACACUGUGGGACCACAAGUAAGGAACAUGAUUUAUACCAUACCACCUCUAACACUUUUACCUGAAGAAAGCAAUGUGAGCUGUGACUAAAGUGUUUGAUUUAAUUUCCAAUAAGCCAACCAGCUGUCUUUCAAGGGUUGUUAACAGUAUUAAUGAAGAAACCUGAUAUACCACUCUAAGCUCUUUGAAUUGAAAAAAAAUCAUUAAAAUGUGAAAUAGAAUGAAUUUUGAGCCAAAUAGAGGUGAUUUCAAUUGGCAGGAACAAUUCUUUAAUUACUGCUGAAUCUAUAAGGUGCCUGUAAUGAAAAAAACUUUUCAGUCUGAAAUAUUAUUAGGGAAUAUGAAUGAAAGUAGAUGUCUUUCACAGGCCCUUUUCACUUAUAUCCUCAUUUGGAUAUUCACCUGUCUGUGACUGUAAUAUGUUGUAUGAGAUGAUCCACUUGUGUUUACUGUCUCUUUGUAUUCUUAUGUAGACUAUAUUCAAAGAGCUGGAGAAAGCCAAAGGAAUUUUGAGUCAUUCAGGUUCAAAGUAGUCACAGGGCCCUUCCACACAGCUAUAUAACCCAGAAUAUCAAGGCAUUGAACUGGAUUAUCUGAGUCAACACUGCCUUAUAAUGCAGUUCAAUGUGGAUUUUAUGCCGCUGUGUGGAAGGGACCACAGUGAUAAAUAGAUCUUUGGAUCAUAUGCUUGGAAUCAUUCACUUCUUUUAUUAGAAUGACUGGGCUCUAAUUGGGAGUACAGAAUAUUCAGAUAUUUAGGGCAUUGCUGCACAACUGAAAAUCAUCCCUGAUGUUGCAGUUUGAUGUGAACAAUAGUUCCAAGGGAUCAAUAUCUAACUGGAAAAUGGCACUAGUGCAGAAGAAUGUUAGCCUUUCAUGAUAUAGUCUUAAUCUUGAUUGGAGUCCAGAAUGAGCAUAAAAAGUAUACUUUAUCAUACAUCAUGUGCAAGGUUUUUUGCAACUGACAUUUUGAUGGUUAAAAUGGAAGACAACAAUGAUGACCAUGAUUUCAUAUUAGUUCACUUUGCUUUGCAAAAAGCUAAUGAAAGGCUAAUGUAGAGAACACAUAUUCAGUAGUGGAAAUAACAUACUGCUUAAUGGCUACAUCAUCUAUGAUGACGAUCGUGCCAUCACCACCCAAGCAGGGAGCUUUGAAAUGGUUGAACAGAAGCUCUCCAAAACUUUAGGUGUUCUUACUGUCUAUUACAGGGAAUACUAGCUGAUUUCUAAUCCAUCUAAAACACAGACGUGUGCUUUACACCUUAAGAACAGACAAGCAUCUCAAUCUCUGAGGAUUACCUGGGAAGGAAUCCCACUGGAACAUUGCAGCACACCAAAAUACUUGGGAGUUAUCCUGGACUGUGCCCUGACUUACAAGAAGCACUGCUUGACUAUCAAGAAAAAAGUGGGCGCUUAAAAUAUAUCACACGAGAGCUAACUGGCAUAACCUGGAGAUCACAACCAGACGAAGUGAAGACAUCUGCCCUUGCACUUUGCUACUCUGCUGCUGAAUAUGCAUGCUCAGUUGGGACACAUCUUACCAUGUUAAAACAUGGAUGUGGCUCUUAAUGAGACAUGCUGCAUUAUUACAGGAUGUCUAUGCCCCACACCGCUGGAGCAAUUAUACUCUUUAGCUGAUAUUGCACCACGUGACAUCCUCCAGGAAGUAGCAGCCAAUAAUGAAAUGACCAAAGCAGUGACAUCUCUGGCCCAUCCCCUGUUAGGUUAUCAGCCAGCACGUCAAUGCCUUAAAUCAAGAAAUAGAUUUGUAAGAUUUCAGAGGUACUCAUAGGAACACCUCAGCAAGCGAGAGUCCAAAAGUGGCAGGUUAAAACUCAAAACCUCAAGCCAUGGCUGGGAAACUUGAAAGGCACUCUGGCACCACGAAAUGCAGAGUUAACCUUAAGAAAUGGGGCCACAAAGCAGAGUCCAUGAUAUGCAAGUGUGGAGAAGAGCAAACCACAGGCCACCUAUUACAAUGCAGUCUAAGUCCUGCCACAUGCCCAAUGGAGGACCUUCUUACAGCAACACCAGAGGCACUCCAGAUGGCCAGGUACUGGUCAAAGGGCAUUUAGUAUAAUGCCAAGUUUUUAAACUUUGUAUUUUUAAAUACAUUAAAACUGUACCAUCGGUUUGCUUCUGACACAAUAAAUAAAAAUAUGGCUACAUCAUUAUAUUGGUUUGAAUUUAACAAAAUCUUGCAUCAUCCUAUAAAUGCAGAGUUAAACCUUUUAUGAAAUUUUUGAAGAGAGUUUAAUAAUUAGGAAGCAGCUGCCAGUAUAGACAAUAACUUCAUUUUAUGCCUUUACAAAGAACCAGGCCCCUUCUACACUGUCAUAUAAAAUCCAGAUUGUCAGCUUUAAACUGGGUUAUAUGGCAGUGUAGUCUCGUUUAAUCCAGUUCAAAGGAGAUAGUGUAGAAGGGGUCCCAGUGUAUUGUAGUCCUUUUAGUGUCCAACUAUGACUGAGAAAUCAGAGUUCACAUUUCAACUGAGGCCUUUGGGAUUUUUUCUCUUUAAAAUAUUGGUGAAAUCUACACUUUCAUAUUUGUCUCUUUGAAUGGGAUUUAAUUGCUUAAGUCUUAAAAGUUGAAUGCGAAGGAAUUCAAUCAUGCAAAUGCCAUGUUAACAUAGUUACCUCUUUUUCUGAUAAGCCCCUCACCUUUAACAUCUGUGUUAAUCCUCUCCCAUAGAAGAGGAAAAGAUAUAUAUUGCAUGAAUGAAUGAAUGAAUGUAAACUAUAUGGAAGGCAGGUAUACAUGCCUUCCUGCCUUGCAUAUUCUGUGGGUAAUUUGCUCACAGAAAUUAGCUGUUACCUAUCAAAUUUGAAGCACUGAUCAAAAUUUACAAAAUUCUAAAUUCACUCAGCAGAGUUGAGUUGACUCCCUUAUCCACCAUUUUGAUAUUCAUGGUUUCACUUACCCAUUGACCCAAAAAUAUCCCCCCAGAUAUGGUUGUGUGCCUCUUUAGGUCCUCCAGUGAAAUUCAAUGUUAUAUUUCCAGAUGAAGUAUUGUCAAAAUAAGGGAUUCACUAUUAUCCACAGUCUCAGGUCUGUUUGUGUGUGUGGCACGCACGUGUGCACGUGUGUGGUGGUGGUCUUGGAACAUAUCUUUCACAAAUACUGGAGUCCUACUGUACUGAAGAGUAUAGUGACUAAUAUUUCUGACAUAUUUUUGAAAGGAUUGAGAUGUCAGUUUUAUUUACACAAACACUGUUUCAAGAAUGCCAGACUUGAAAAGCUAUUUUACAUAGCAUUUGUUUGCACUUUGUAAAAUAUUUAUGCUAAUGUUAGCUUUGUACAUUCUCAAAAGAAUAUUUAGAUGCUUCUGCUGCUUGUCUUUAUUGUGUGUAAAUGAAAUGAAUGACAACAGCAUUGCUGUGUAUAAAAAAAACCCCCCACAAAUACCAUAAUCUUUCUAAGGCUUGGGCACAUUAUUUCUUUUAUUACCAUUCCCAAAGUCCAGAUACCCACGUCCUUUCUGUGCCUUUCCCUGCUUCCUCCUGCACUCUGCUGCUUACCUGACUCCUGAAGACAGUCUUUGGUCUCCAUUUAGAUGCUCUUGGGAAAUGGAGCACCACAGAGUCUCAUGGGAAGUGACCUUAUGUAAUCUAAUGGCCUUCGGAGAACUCCCAUGGGGUCUGUUUCCCAAGCACAUGGAAACGAAGACCAAAGACCAUCUGAUGAAGUCCGUAAUAUCGUUUGACACAUUAACUGUGAUGGUUCAAACCUAUGGAAUCCUGGAAGUUGUUGUUUCAUGAUGCACCAGCACUCUUCCACAGAAAAGGCUCAAGACUUUGUAAAGCUACUACUCUGAAGAUUCCAUAGCAAUGAGCCAUGGCAAUUGAAGUGGUGUCAAACUGCACUACUUCUACAAUGUAGAUGCAUCCUGAGUCACUGGGAGACAAAGAUUCAAAUUCUUGCCUGGUCAUGGAAACCCACUGGGAGUCAUAUUUUCUCAGUCUGAAAAGACGGUAAUGGCAAAGUCACUCUGAACUAAUCCUGCCAAGAAACCCCAUGACAGAUUCACCUUACGGUCACUACAAGUCAGAAAUGACUUGAAAACACAAAACAAUACCAGAAGGAAUCCUUUCCUUUUUAUUUGUGUCUACAAAUCAGUCUUCAUGGAUUUAUGUUAGUCUUGAGUAACAACUUGUUUAUGAUAUAAUUGCAUGCCUCAAAAAGACUCAAGACUGAACCAUUCACUGUGUGUCUAUAUUGGUCACUGAAUGGCCAUAUUUUGUUUGUGUUUUGAAAGAUAGAUUACUUAUAAUCAAAUACACCGUAUUUCAAUAAAUAAUGUGGGAAAAUGCCAGACUAUUUUUCUUUACAAGCUCAGACUCUGGAGGUAGUAUCAGUGAAAAAUUAAACCCGAGGGCACAGAAGGACAGCAAGCAUGUGAUGAUGCACAGCUUGGUCCACAGUAUUAAACAGCACUUGAGAAUGGGGCUAUCACUACAUGCAUUGUCACAUAGAGUGACCAUAGAUGGUAAAGUGAACCUAUCUUGCAAUGCCAGCAUUGCCAUCGUACAUCUCCCUUGAGACUUUCUUGGUAUUAAUUGAUCAUUUUGAAGACACAGUGCAGGUAGUUCCCGAGUUACAAACAUCCAACUUAUAAACAACUCAUAGUUAAAAUCAGAGGUGAGGCAAUAGGAAGUGAGAGAAAUCUACUUCUAGGAAGGGAAAUUCACUCCUGAAUUUCCCUUCUUUUUUCAUGGGGAAAAAGUGUCUCAACUGAAGCUUUAUCACCAAUCCUUGUUUCCAUAAUAAGCCAUUUUUUUUUCAAAAUCCAAAUAUCACAUGAACAGAAAGUGUGGUGAAAUCUUCCAAACCGGGGCACAGACAGCAAAAAAAACAAAAACAAAAAAAAACACACACACACCACCACCACCACCACAGAGAUGUUAACUCUUAUCUGUGCUAUCCAAAGCUUGCUUGCUUGCAUAUAUAUGUGGUUGGAGUUACACUUAAAAAUGUACCUGCUCUGAUUUACAUACUAAUUCCAUACAAACCUACAAAACCUAUCAUAUUAAUAACUUGGGAAAUGCCUGUACAGUAACAUUCCUGAAAUAAAGAGGGAAAGAGGUUUUUUCAGUGUUUGAAAACUUACAAAGAGAAGCCUUCUCAAGCUUUUGAUUUUUCCUCAGUCUUUGAAUAGAUUCAUUGACUAUUCCUCCUCCCCUUCCAGACUAAUAUAUUUCAUGACCCACAAAGCUUGGAGUGCAACCGAGAGAUAAGGAGCAUCAUGAAUAACCAACACUCAAUGAAGACAUCACCAACAUUGGAAACAAGCUAUCAGAAGUCUAGGUAGCAAAGCUAUAGCAUUCUUUAUUCUUGACUGAUAUCUCGACAAUCUUCCAGUGUCACAUGGGAGCCAGGUGGGAAAGAACCAAAAGUAGAUAUUUAAUGUCGAUAGUUUCCUUGAUCUUCAUGUGGCUUCCCCCAACUCUCCUGAUGUUACAUGGGAUGAAGUGGAGAGAGCCAAGAAAUCAAAGGACUUUGCAGCAGGUGUGUGCAAUCCAGGUAAACCACAAUCUGUUUUAGUGUCCCAGAAUUUGGUGGGGGGUCCCAAUUCAUUUUUCAGGGUCCUCCCAAAUUUGAGAGGACAGAAAGUAGUUUCCGAUCCGGGAAGCCAAAGAUUAAUUUUCUAUCCUGCCCAUUGGUGGCAAUGGGGAGGACUUCUCACAGGCUUCCUUUCAGAUCAUUUUAGGCAUUGUUUGUCCUUAUAUCCUUCAUUAAGACAUGUAGAGGAGACUCGGUUUAAUGCUUCAUUAAAGCUGUUUCUACUCUAGAGGAGACAGGAGCUGCAGGCACCCGUUCUUCCCCUGCAGUAGGAAGCCUCCUUAAAAUGGGAAGCAUUUUAAGGAGGCUUCCCACUUCCUAGGGAAGGAAAAGGGAUCAACCUGGAGGUAUCCUACCCUGGGCUUCCUUUAAUGAGCCCUCUCUUGAUUUGGAGGCACUGAAGUUGUGCCUUUUCCUUCUAGUGGCUGCCUCCCUCUCUACACUCCACAUGUAACCGAAAGCAGCAGGUUUUUGACAGCCAGUGUUCAGUUGCAGCUGAUUAAAAAAUGGCAGCAGAGCCCAUGCCAUUAUGGGCUUCCGAACCAACCAAACAGCCAAAGAAAAACAUCCAUAAUGAAUCCAUGCACAAGCCUACUCUACAGCUCUCAACUAGCUUCCCCCAACUUCAGUAAUGCUGUGUAUACUAUUUAAAUGCCCCCCAAUCACACACACACACAAUACCUCUUCAGCUGGAGACUUUUUACUGCCCUACAAGAUCUCUUCCAAUACUGUAUAGUUUUUGAAGAUGCCCGACAGUGAGGAGAUUAUUUUUCUCCAUUGUGGGAAUGCAUAAUUUAAUAUAACACCCCUACUCCGAACUACUGAAAAUAUGCUUUAAUGCCAGUGAUGGCGGAUAGCUCUGGUCUGAGUGGGACAGUGGGUAUGUUAAGGACUUUAUGUCUGAACUUUAAAUCCCAAAGUUUGAAUCCUGUUUAUCCAAACAGAAACAGCACUUGGGUACUGCAUCUACUCUAAAAGUAGGCUAAAACCUAGAGAAGAUUAAUUAGUCCAUUGAUUCUGGAAUUGUCAUUAGCUCACACUAUUUCAGAAACAGCUCACAGGUCCAAGGUACUCUAUGUAAAGUUUUUAUCCAUGUUAUAUUUUUUUUGCGCAUAAGCAGAUAUCAGUCAGGUCCAAUGCAAAAACACACAAACAAGAAGAAAAGGAACAAAAAAAAUCUUUACUCUUGUCAGCAGAGAUACAAAAUCAAAUAGCUCAACAAACUUACACAGUCCUUGUAAGUAGCACAGAGUAAGUUUUCUUCAUCCAAAAGAGUAGAACAUAAAACAAAUAGCUAUUCCAUCAUAGCAAGGAACAUUGCUGUAAAGUCAUUGUUAAUUCAGCAUCACCAAACUGUAUUCUAACAUCCAUACAGUUAUACCCCACCGGGUGUGGUCCAAGCUUGCUUGCUGACCUACUUCAGCAGCUGCUCAUAAUAAUUAACGCCAUAAGGUUUUCUUUAACACACACGCAUAUACUUGAUCCUGUUACUACUUACUGUAGCAAACUCUGGCUAUAUAUUCAGUGACUUUCUCAACAAACCAUUUCAAGGUACUGUCACUUCCAAGUGCCAUGCUUUAUAUACACAAAUACUGUUGCAUUAUUAUUUUUCCUAGCCUUAUUCUCACAGCUCUUCUUGGCUAUGGUAGCAAAUUGUUUGAAACAAAAGGAAAUAAGUAGCUUAUAUAAUAAUCUGAAAAGAUUUUAUUGUCACAUAGUUUUGGAUUGGUCAGAAUAGAACAGGCUCAGAUGUUCUGGAAAAUUGAUAUAAAAGAGACCUCUGUGCACAAAUUUUAAUAAACAUAUUAUUGUGCAAUUCUGUUUCAGAGGACAAGAGAAAAAGGUAAAACCAAGUGAAGUUUAAAUUAGGGACACCUGUUGUUAGCCCAGAUGCAAAAAUUUUUUCCAGGUGGGGUCUGCAAAUGUUUUAAAGUGGGAAACAAGGUUUAAAUGACAAAGGCAGCCAAGGAAGGCUGUAGCCAAGCUCAGUAAUAGGUGAGCUCUUCUUCUUGCCAAGUUUGUGCUGGCACUGAAAACAAGCUGAGCUCGCUGUCUGAUCUUGAGCAACAGUAUCGGGCACUGCGCAAAUAUUAUGAGAACUGUGAGGUGGUUAUGGGAAACCUAGAGAUUACCAGCAUUGAACAUAAUCGAGAUCUCUCUUUUUUACGGUCUAUCCGAGAAGUCACAGGCUAUGUCUUGGUAGCUUUGAAUCAGUUUGAAUACCUUCCUCUGGAGAAUCUGCGCAUCAUUCGUGGAACUAAGCUUUAUGAAGAUCGUUCAGCAUUGGCGAUUUUCCUUAACUACAAAAAGGAUGGUAGCCUUGGACUCAGAAGGCUUGGACUGAAGAAUUUGACGGAAAUCUUGAAUGGAGGGGUGUAUGUUGGUCAGAACAGGUUUCUCUGCCAUGCAGACACGAUCCAGUGGGAAGAUAUUGUUCGCAACCCUCUAGCUUCCAACUUCUCUGUUGUUCCGAAAAACAGCAGUGCCGAUUGUGGACCAUGUCAUAAGUCUUGUGGAAACCGGUGUUGGGGACCUUCAGCUAAUGAAUGCCAGAGCUUAACAAAGGUGGUAUGUGCUGAACAAUGUGAUGGUCGAUGCUAUGGCCGCUCAGUCAGUGAAUGCUGCCAUCGGGAAUGUGCGGGAGGCUGUUCUGGACCCAAAGACACCGAUUGCUUUGCAUGUAUGAAUUUUAAUGACAGUGGGGCUUGCGUCACACAGUGUCCCCAAACUUCAGUUUACAAUCCUGCCACUUUCCAGAUGGAAAACAACCGGGAUGGGAAAUACACCUAUGGAGCGUUUUGUGUCAAAAAGUGCCCACAUAACUUUGUGGUUGAUAUCAGCUCUUGUGUGCGUGCCUGUCCCAGCCCCAAAAUGGAAGUGGAAGAAAAUGGCAUUAAGACAUGCAAACCGUGCACUGACAUUUGCCCUAAAGCAUGCGAUGGCAUAGGAACAGGAAGUCUGAUGUAUGCUCAGACUGUAGACUCCAGUAACAUUGACAAAUUUGUCAACUGCACCAAGAUCAAUGGGAACCUGAUCUUCCUUGUCACAGGGAUUCAUGGGGACCCUUAUCAUACUAUUGAAGCAAUCGAUCCACAGAAUUUAAACAUCUUCCAGACAGUAAGAGAGAUAACAGGGUUCCUGAAUAUACAAUCAUGGCCUGAAAAUAUGACAGAUUUCAGUGUGUUUUCUAAUCUGGUGACUAUAGGUGGGAGAGCCUUAUACAGCGGCUUGUCUUUGCUCAUUCUCAAGCAGCAUGGCAUUAGAUCUCUGCAGUUUCAAUCCCUGAAGCAUAUCAGCGCUGGUAAUGUCUACAUAACAGAUAAUAGUAACCUGUGCUACUAUCAUACCAUCAACUGGACCAGCCUCUUCAGCACUCCCAACCAAAAGACUGUGAUCCAUAGAAACAAGAAAGCAGAAAACUGCACUACAGAGGGGAUGGUAUGCAGUCCUUUGUGCUCGAGAAAUGGAUGUUGGGGACCAGGGCCAGACCAGUGUUUGUCCUGUAGGCAUUUCAUCAGAGGAAGGACCUGUGUGAAGGCUUGUAAUCUUUAUGAUGGAGAAUACAGAGAGUUUGCAAAUGGUUCAGUCUGUGUGGAAUGUGACCCUCAGUGUGAGAAGAUGGAUAACAACAGGAUCACAUGUAGGGGACCGGGACCAGAUCAUUGCACAAAAUGUUUCCAUUUUAAAGAUGGCCCAAAUUGUGUGGAAAAGUGUCCUGAUGGUGUACAAGGGACAAACAGCUUCAUUUUCAAGUAUGCUGAUGAAGACCGUGAAUGCCACUCUUGCCAUCCAAACUGUACUCAAGGGUGUAGAGGUCCCACUAGUCAUGACUGCAUUUACUAUCCGUGGACACGCCAGUCCACUUUACUACAACAUGCUAGAACUCCCCUGAUUGCUGCUGGAGUGAUUGGCGGACUCUUCAUCAUCGUCAUUUUGGGCUUGACCUUUGCAGUCUAUGUGAGGCGCAAGAGCAUCAAAAAGAAGAGGGCCUUACGAAGAUUCUUAGAGACUGAGUUGGUUGAACCCUUGACACCUAGUGGCACAGCUCCCAACCAAGCACAGCUCCGCAUUUUAAAGGAAACUGAACUAAAACGUGUGAAAGUCCUUGGAUCUGGAGCCUUUGGAACUGUGUAUAAGGGUGUCUGGGUUCCAGAGGGAGAGAGCGUGAAGAUACCCGUGGCUAUUAAAAUCCUAAAUGAGACAACUGGCCCCAAAGCCAAUGUGGAAUUCAUGGAUGAAGCUCUUAUAAUGGCAAGCAUGGACCAUCCCCAUCUUGUACGACUCUUAGGUGUCUGUUUAAGCCCAACGAUCCAGCUAGUUACUCAGCUUAUGCCUCAUGGCUGCCUACUGGACUAUGUCCAUGAACAUAAGGAUAACAUUGGUUCGCAGCUUCUGCUAAAUUGGUGUGUCCAGAUAGCCAAGGGUAUGAUGUACUUAGAAGAAAGAAGACUGGUUCAUCGAGACUUGGCAGCUCGAAAUGUCCUGGUAAAAUCACCAAACCACGUGAAGAUCACGGACUUUGGCCUGGCCCGACUAUUGGAAGGGGAUGAAAAGGAAUACAGUGCAGAUGGUGGGAAGAUGCCGAUUAAAUGGAUGGCUCUUGAGUGUAUACAUUACAGGAAAUUCACACAUCAAACUGACGUUUGGAGCUACGGUGUCACUAUUUGGGAGCUCAUGACCUUUGGUGGAAAGCCCUAUGAUGGAAUCCCAACAAGAGAAAUCCCUGAUUUGCUUGAGAAAGGGGAGCGCUUGCCACAGCCUCCUAUCUGCACCAUUGAUGUUUACAUGGUGAUGGUGAAAUGUUGGAUGAUUGAUGCUGACAGUCGACCUAAGUUCAAAGAGCUAGCUGCUGAAUUUUCAAGAAUGGCUCGAGAUCCUCAGAGAUAUCUGGUCAUUCAGGGUGAUGAUCGUAUGAAGCUCCCAAGCCCAAAUGACAGCAAGUUUUUCCAAAAUCUGCUGGAUGAGGGAGACCUGGAAGACAUGAUGGAUGCUGAGGAAUACCUGGUUCCUCAGGCAUUUAACAUUCCACCACCCAUCUACACUUCCAGAGCAAGAAUGGACUCCAACAGGAGUGAAAUUGGACACAGCCCUCCUCCUGCCUACACCCCUAUGUCAGGAAACCAGUUCAUCUACAGAGAUGGGACGCUGGCUGCAGAACAAGGAGUUCCUUUGCCAUACCGAGCUGCCAUACCAAGCAUAGCACCUGAACCUCCCAUCUUGCAAGGUGCUGCAGAAAUCUGUGAUGAUACUUGUUGCAAUGGCACUUUACGGAAACAGGUAGCUAGUAUUUCACAGGAAGACAGUAUCACUCAGAGGUACAGUGCUGACCCAACUGGCUUCAUAUCAGAGCGGGGGCCAAGAAAUGAGCUGGAUGAAGAUGGCUACAUGACUCCAAUGCCAGAAAAGGCAAAAGCAGAUCAUCUACAUCCAGUGGAGGAGAACCCAUUUGUGUCUCGGAGGAAGAAUGGUGACCUGCAAGCCCUGGACAACCCAGAAUAUCACAACAACAGCCAAAAUGGGCCACCCAAAGUGGAGGAUGAAUAUGUGAAUGAGCCAUGGUACCUCAACACUUUUGCCAGCACCUUUGAGAAUUCUGAAUAUCUGAAGAAAAAUGGGCUUCCAUUGCCUGAGAAGCCCAAGAAGGCUUUUGAUAACCCAGGUUACUGGAAUCACAGCCUGCCUCCACGAAGUACCCUACAGCACCCGGACUACCUGCAGGAAUAUGGCACAAAAUAUUUUUACAAACAGAAUGGAAGGAUCCAGCCCAUUGUGGCAGAGAAUCCCGAAUACCUCUCAGAGUUCACCCUGAAGCCCGGCACUAUGCUGCCUCCUCCACCCUACAGACACCGAAACACAGUGGUGUAAUCUCAGAAGACUUCAAGAAAUGAGGAAUCCAUACCAGCACACUCUUUUCUCUCUCCCCCCUCUCUUUUUCCUCCCUCCCUUCCUCUCUUAAUUUCUCUUCUCCUUUUCUUAACAGUCCCCCUACCCUCCAUCCUGCCCCCAAUUUGAUGUCUACAAAUCGAAGGCUAUAUUUAAGUCAUUUGUUCCAGAAAGCUGGGAAGAGCGAAGCACAGAUAAAAGCAGAACAGCCAGCCGCUCCUCACUUUUCAUGCAGCUGGAAAAGCAGGAGGUCAGACAAGCCCAUGAAUACUAGUACAAGCCAGUGGCAGUGUUGCCUGCUGUCAAGCUAGUUCUCCGUGUAGGGAUUCAGUUUGGAAGCUGCAGGGAAAGUCACACAGUGUCAAUUUCUAUUAGCAGGAAAUGCUGAGCACUGCUGGAGAAUUCCUGGAGAAAGCAAUGCCAUUUUGGAAUGGCGGGUGGGGCUGUGAGGUUAAAAAAGGACAAUUUUUAUAUCAUAAGUAAUGACAUAGUAACUGAGAUUGAGAAUCCAAUUUAUUUCUUUAACAUUUUUUAUUCUGCCACCUAAACACAAUGCCUAACUGAGCUUGCUAUACCCAUUGGCUUCGCCGGAAUCCAUUCUAAGGAAUCAUGUCAAAAGAUCCGAAAACUCUUCUCUUCUGCCAGUUCCCUUUUUGCAUCAUUUUGGAUAGUUUGGGGUCUGUUUCCUAAUAGGAGAGAUCCCAUUAUGCCAUGUUUCUGUGCAUAGCAGCACCACAGGUUUUCUACAGAUCAAAACAAGAACAAACAUUUUGAGAGCAAAAAUUAUUUCAGGAUUCAAAUAACAAAAUUAUAGGGUAACACAAGCAUCGUGCAUCCUGAGAGCAAAAUACUUACCAAGAUUUAUAUGCAUAGAGCCUCUUGUUCAUAUUUUAUACUUUUUGAAUACAAAAUAUAAUAAUUCUCCCCUCCAUUUCUUUUUAUCAACUGAAAUUUGAAAGCACUAGGCAACACUGAAAAUUGUAGAGAGUGGAGGAGAAAAUUAACUUUUUAUUUUAUUUUAUUUUUCCUUUUGGGUAAAAUCCACCUGCUGCUAAGGAGGCAAGGAUGGGAGGGAGACUUUAAACUGGAAAGAAGACAGUGGCUGGGUAAAAUGCACAUGGCAGAUCACUGGAAGAUUAGUUUGCACUUGUUUUGCCUUGGGUUUCUUUUGUUUAUCUUCACUUUGAACUGUAUUCUGGAAUCUGAAUGAAGCAAUAUGGAAGCGACCAGCAAAAUAAAAUAAUUUAAAAUGUAAAAUGAAUUAUUAUAAUAUAUUAUAUAUUAAAAAAUUAAAAAGAGGACUGUGGAAAUGCCAAAACAAAGUGAAAUCAAGUCUUUGGAACUUCACCCAUCGACGCAGCGACUGCUCAUGGGAAUAUAAUGGAAGGAUAACUAGUGUUGAAGUUGCCUCGUGAAGGAAAAUGGAGCAAACAAAAAUGGACUUGUGGGGGGAAGGGUAGAGAAGAUGGACAGGACUUACUUGAACUAACCAUGUAAAAACUACUGUGAGACAACUGUCUGAGAAUUAUUGCUCUAGCACAAAGAAGAAAUGCUAAACAAGGAUUUGGAAAUUAGGAUUGUGCAAAGCUGUUAUGUUCUUCAUCAUAUCUGUAAAUAAUUUUCAUGCACUUACAAAUUUCUCUUCACCUUUGGCUUUUGACAUGCUGAUUUUUUUAAAAAUAUAUUGUUUAGCUUCUUUAAUUGAAUUUUAAUUGUAGCUUCCACAGUGGAAUAAGCCAGCUGGCACAAAGGCAUGGGGAAAAUUGCCUUCAUUGUCCUACCUUAAUAUAUUUGAAGGAGACUAUUGGAGAAACAAGAGUAUCAUAGCAUAUGCACUUUAGUAUUCAUUAAAGUACAGAGCAGAGUAUAAUAGGAAGGGAACAGUGUAGAGCGCUCUUCUUUGUGUUGACUCUUAGCAUGGCAGCAAAGCAGUGGCUGAAACAAAGCAAGACCUUCUUAAGAAUUUAGAGAAAUGUAUUAGAGAAACAUGGUAGGGAGUGUUUUGUGAUGUCCUCCAAGCUUACUCUGAUAAGCAAAUUUAGCUUAUGCUUUCAGGAGAUUACACAUAACACAAUAUUAUAUAGCACAAAGCCUAAACAUAUCAGGCAGAGAAGAACCAGGGAGUGGAAUCCAGUCCUGAUGUAGUUUCACACCAUGCACAACGUGACCAGUGCAGAUUUCUACAACACAUUCCUUUAACUCUCAUGGUACUUGGUGUGCUCAGGCAACAACAGCUCCAUAUUGGUGAUCUCCAUAUAGCAGAAAUGGAUAACUAUGACACUUGGAUAACUGUUGAAAUUCAACAAAUUGAUUUCAUAAGUUUAGUAAGGAAAUUUGGACAGUUCUGGCUUUUCUGAAAGUGGCAGAGACCCACUUUAGUUCAGAGACCCAUGAGUCCUGUGCAGGUGGCCCAUCAAAAUAAUGAAAGUAUCCAAAGUAUUUAAAAUUAAUUUAAAUACUUUGGAUUAAUAAGCAGACUAAAAAGAUUCUGGCUACUAUGCUGUAUUCCCCUUCAUCUGCCAAUUUUUCCCCUGUAAAUGGUGAUCUAGGGCCAGCUGUUUUCAGAAGACUGUCAUAUUUCGGGUGAGUAUGGUGGCAAUGAAGAAAAAUGUUAUUAAAACAUAAUAAGGUUAUGCAUACUGUUAGCACUGUAAAAACAACAAUAACAAAAACGUUAAGUGACAAAGCUACCAUUGUUGAAGUGGCCCCAAGGGAGCUCCCUUUAUUAUUUUUAUUUAUUUAUUUAUUUAAAAUGUUUAUCUAUGGGAUCCCAAACAUAUCAAGUUUCCUAAGCUAAAACAAUACAGAGGUAAAAUGUUGGGGGGCGGGGAGAGAACAAAUUAAAAUAUUACUGUUGAACAAUUUAAGCAGACCUUUAAGAUAAGUUUAAAGCUACUUGUGUGCUUGCUUACUUGGUUUGGUGGCUGUACAUGCAUUUUUGCUGCCCUUGGGAUCUGGUACACUUCUUUUAUGCUCAUAAGAGCCUAACUCAUUGAUUCCCUUAUCAACAACAUUGUCUUCUACUGCCAUUGAGAUCUCCAUAACUUAUGAUUAUAACGGUGCUUGGUGUCUCCUUUCCUUGUUCUAGAGAGGGACUGGACAGAAACAAGUACUACUUUUUCUGGGGUUUUUUUACAACACUAACUUCAUAAAAACUCACCAGAACUGGUAUAAAAUUGAUCAAAAUUUUUGUUUUCUUAACAUCAUGGCAUUGGAUUGCACUCUGAGCCAGCCCUCCUAGGACCAUAGGAGUAUGGAAGCCUCUGUAUCUUCUAUUACAGUAUAGGAUCUUAUGAUAUACUCAUCCUUUUAAUGAAAUAGGCUGAGUUUUGAGUGACAGACUGAUGCAUUCAGAGUCCAUUUCUGCUGUGAGGUACUUUUCAUUAUGUAUAUCUUAUGCCUUUUAACUAUUUCCAAACUAUGCAUUUGUGAGAAUAAAUACUAAAAAAAGCCUAAAUAAAUAAUCAAAAUGGACCUAUAUACUGUAUGAACAAAUGAGCUUCCUUGGGCUAGAAACCAUAAAAGUUUCUACUAUGUUUCCUUAAAGAGUAGGCAGAAUAAUCCCUAAUUUUAUCCAGUUUGUCAAAUUCUGCAUAUAGUGUUAGACUUCCCAGUUGUAAAAUUACAUUUUAGGAUUUUUUUUCCUUAAAUGUAAGCAUUAUUUAAAUUGUUAUGGCAAGUAUAAAUCAUGGCUUCUUCCAACAUGUUUAAUCUGAAAUAUUUGAAUCUAAGCUUCAAAUAGAUUUGAGUACUGUGUGAAGAAAGAAAGAGUGGGGAGGAAGAAGUGCUUUCAGUUGCCUUCAUAUGACGAUAGAUGCUCAAUUGUCCUGAUCCUUGAGGCAAAGGACCUCCUCACACAUGUCACUGGAAUAGCUGAGGAUCACCGCGGAUUGCGGCGAUUGUGGAGGUGCCCAGUGGGGCGUAAGAGCCUGCCCCCCAUAUCCUGCAAAGUCCCAGCUUCCCUCCUAUCUCAUCACAUGGGAGGAAGUGUCAGGCAGCUAGCUCAACCUGUAGAUUUCUAUGGAUGCCUCCCUUCUUUCACCACUAGCAAUUUUUUGGCGAUGGUAGGGUUGUUGUUUUUUUGUUGUUGUUGUUGUUUUGCACUUUCACCAUGGAAGUACUUCUCCAGGGUGUGAUGGAAGCUGGUUGACUCUGACAAAACUGCUAAAAACUUGUUGCUGCUGCUGAAAAAUAGCCCACGUGAAGAGAUCCAAAGUUACAUUGGACCUUCUUGGUCUUAAAUGAAGAAUGUGCCAUAAGUCUUGAGGAAGACAGAUAUGUGCCACAUGAGGAGCCUCAAGGGUCCUAUAAGACUCAAUUUAUUCAGUCCACUCCAUAGUAUUUUUGAAA
Messenger RNA from Anolis carolinensis (green anole), 60631 nucleotides. It is a transcript of the gene erbb4, whose product is annotated as erb-b2 receptor tyrosine kinase 4. The coding region runs from base 52511 to 56263 and encodes 1250 amino acids. Lineage: Eukaryota; Metazoa; Chordata; Lepidosauria; Squamata; Anolidae. The transcript is spliced from 28 exons. Gene Ontology annotation, cellular component: basal plasma membrane; signaling receptor complex; plasma membrane. Gene Ontology annotation, biological process: protein phosphorylation; cell surface receptor protein tyrosine kinase signaling pathway; positive regulation of kinase activity. The record is from RefSeq and is a predicted model, not a curated record. Gene Ontology annotation, molecular function: ATP binding; transmembrane receptor protein tyrosine kinase activity; epidermal growth factor receptor binding.